Messenger RNA from Podarcis lilfordi (Lilford's wall lizard), 59665 nucleotides. The record is from the annotation of a GenBank genome assembly. Lineage: Eukaryota; Metazoa; Chordata; Lepidosauria; Squamata; Lacertidae.
UUGCGGCGGCGGCGGCUCCUCCUCCCGGCUCUGCUCGGCGCCCUGACAGGCGGGAGUCCAGCCGGUAUAGCCUGCGCUGACCUGACGCGUCCGGCCCGCCGCACCUGCUGGGUUUCCGCCUGUCCACGAGGUCGCGCUGGCGGCACCGGUGCGCGGCAAUACGGGCCCUUCUUCCGUCCCUCAGGUGCUGAGGCGCCCCGCCUGGCUGUCAGUCAGGCCUCGCACCCGCCCCGGAAGUGGGGGGCGGGGUACGCUGGAGCGAGGUGGCAGACACCGCCAGGGCGUUGUGUUAGCCGAAGGCUCAGUAAGCCUUCCCCUUCUCCCGCUUCCUGUCUUAAAAGGCCAUGAAGCGCCCCUCCCCUUCCCGUCAAUAUUUCAUUGGUAAGCUUCUCAGCGGCGGAGCACUUGGCUUUGCAGUGCUCAGCACCUCAAGCCUGCAAGUGCUGGGGCCCAGCCUUCUCUGCAAGCCUGGACAGCUGUUGCCAGUCAGAGCAGCCAGCGGAUGGGCAAAGAGGCUGGUAUCUUUCUCGGUUCCUGCCGGUGCUGCUGCCCUGCCUCUUGAACUCUGGUUCUGCUGCAAAGGCUUGCUGGCCUGACCCAUGCUCCGCAGCCCCGGGCAGCAUGAAUGAAAGGCUUGCACAGGGCCUUGCACGCAGAAGGGACUGGCACUCAGGUCUUUGGUAUCCCUAGUUGGGGGUGGGAGAGACUCCCUGCUUCAAAUCCUGGAGAGCAGCUGCCCCGCCAGUGCUGUGCUGGGUGGACAUGGUUCUCUGAUUUGCUGUAACGCGACAGUCUCUGUUGUCUUCUUGUUUGCUUGGGUAACUUUAUAUUGAUGGUGGUAUAUAAAAGCAUUGGUUUGGGCCUUUUGUUUUGUUCAUAUACGUAUGACACCCAAAGGAUUGUGCUUCCUCUGCGUAAGUGGACACUCUUCCUAAAUCGAUUUUUGAGAUGGGAAGGGAGCUCAGCUUGUUUUGGGAGUAUCUGUAGAUGCACCAACUUGGUGCCAUCUCUUCUGGCUUCACAAGCUCGAUCUGGGUUUCCACAUUUCGUUUACUUCCCAUAACAGGAGCUUGAGAAAUCUCUUGCAUUUCUCAACUGUUGUUGUUGUUUAGUCGUUUAGUCGUGUCCGACUCUUCGUGACCCCCUGGACCAGAGCACGCCAGGCACUUCUGUCCUCCACUGCCUCCCGCAGUUUGGUCAGACUCAUGCUGGUAGCUUCGAGAACACCAUUCAACCAUCUCGUCCUCUGUCGCCCCCUUCUCCUUGUAUUUCUCAACUAAUAGACAUCUAUUAGUUUGGGAUGUUUCAGGGUUUCUUUUAAAUCCAACUGGAAGUAAUAUUUCAGUGUUUCAGUGAGCAUUUGCCCUUCUGUGGCAAUGUGCUCUGUUGCAGAGCAGACGAUUCUAGUUUGAUCAAUAAAUUAUGUGGGUUUUGCUCCUUAGAUUCAUGAGUGAACUGAACCAACAGAGGUGGCGAAUGGCAACACUGAGUCUCUUCAAAGAUGGUAAAGUAGCCAUUGACUCCUUUAUUUAGAAAACAUUGUGGUGGCAGGUCUCAGUGAAAGCUGGAUACUGCUUCGCCAUAGAUACUUCUGCCUUGCUCUUCUAUUUGUGUGGGAACUCUCCUUCUCUUUCCCCUUUGUAUUCUAAUCUGGUGUUGGUGCAUGCUUUUCGACUGUUACUUCUACGUUAACUCUUCAUAGAGAAGUUAGUAACUGUAAUCCAAAUGGCUUCACUAUUCCCUGGCAAGGUGGCUGUAUCUUCCCUCUGGCUCUCUUCCUUCAACAAUGGUUACUGAUGUCCCAUAUUUUGCCCCUACUAUUUGUUAAUGGGUGUUUUGAGGGAGAAACUGCUGCAAUUCUGGUAGUAAGUCAGAGACCACCCAUUGCAAUGGAUUUAUCAGCAGCACACACUACUGCUUUUUUGUCCCACUUCUAGAUUAGGAUUGCAGCAUUGAAUGCCAGUUCCACUGUUGAAGAUGACCAUGAAGGGAUCUUUAAAAGCCACAAAACACAGACAAAGGAGGCACAAGUAAGCAAAGUUCUGCUGUAAACCUGAGCUGGUGUUUUCUUCUGCUCUGAGCAAAGUCAGUUAAUUAGAAUGUCAAUUUUGAUCUCUAGGAAGCAGAAGCAUUUGCCUUGUACCAUAAAGCUUUGGACCUUCAGAAACAUGACCUCUUCGAAGAAUCUGCCAAAGCUUACCAUGAACUGCUUGAAACUCGCCUCCUGCGAGAGGUCAGUGAAAUGGGAUCAAUGUGGGUAAAGCUUUCCUUCUACUAGGUGGUGUGGGGUGUGUGGUCCGCUCUCUCUGCUACAAGCACUCACCUUGUGGAGACCUACAGCAAUCUCAGGCUCAACCAUGAGAAGGUCUCUUGUUGAGCUGAGGCUCGGGGAGUUUGAUGGCCCCAAGUUUGCCAGGUUGUGAGCCACCAAUAACAUACCAGUGGGAGGAAGCUCCUGAGUGGGGGCAAAUGUCAGAGCAUCUCUUUGUGAAAUACACGCUGAAUCAUGUCCAGCAUUUUUAAGCUCAGUGGGCGUCAGGAUUAUUCAAUAACCUGAUGAGCAUUUGAAUGCUCAUCAUAGGACAGUAGUGUGAUGAUCCACUCUUCCAAACCUUCAUUUUUAUAAGAAUUUAGACUUUAGAUGCUAUUUCGCUAAAAAGCUGCUUGUUUUCAACGAUCUCUCUUAAUUGUUGGGGGCUCUCCAGGGUCUUUCCCUGUUAGCUGCUACCUGAGAUCCCUGUUUCACUGAAGAUGGUGCCUUGUGUCUUCUGCGUGCAGAGCACCUGCUCUUCUGCAUGAAGAUUUGAGUGGUUGGAUAAUAGAUAUCCAUUUCGAGAGCUGGUUAAGCAGCUCGCUGGGCCUUCAACCCUCUGGAGUUUCUUAAUAAGCAGAGAGAGGGCAACCGCCCCUCCUAGUAUUUGUUGUAGUGGGUCUGUGGACUAUUGGAUACUGAUUGUAUUUUACAACAGUGUCUGCUUUGCUUUUUGAAGUCCCUCGGGUGCUCCGGAAUGAUGCACGCUGGCACCUUGCGGGUUUGUAAUCAUUCUGUGUUAUUAAUGAAGGUUUUUAUCUCAAACUGCAUCUCUCGUCUACAAUUUUCAGGCAAUUCCAUCUGGUGAUGAGAGGGAGGGCUUAAAGCACCCGGGCUUGAUGCUAAAGUAUUCUACUUACAAAAACUUAGCUCAGCUCGCAGCACAGCGCGAUGACUUUGAGACGGCCAUGGAGUUCUACUUGGAGGUACAGGCAUCUCUCCUUCACACUCACCAGGGCCAGAGUUUCUGCCUCACAUGCAUUUAAUGCUGCAGCAGAGAGGAUCCUGGGGCGCUAAGCUACAACACUCAGCCACGAGGAAGGCCAAGGCUUGGUGGGCCGGAUCCAGGAUUCACCACUCUUACACUAGAGCCUUGUAACCCCAAACUGUUAGUGCGACUUCCAGGUUCCAUUGUGGGUACAAUUUACACUUGUGUGUGUAUGUAAAAGUGUAUUGUUAUAUACUGUGUUUUCCAGGCUGUAAUGCUAGACUCGACAGACGUCAACCUGUGGUAUAAGAUUGGGCAUGUGGCACUCAGACUGAUGCGCCUGCCUCUGGCACGCCAUGCCUUUGAAGAAGGACUCACCUGUAAUCCAGACCACUGGCCUUGUUUAGAUAACCUUAUUACAGUUCUCUACACACUCAGUGACUACACAAGUAAGUUGUAUUCAUUUUGUUUUAUUUUUCCAAAUAAAGCUCAUUACAUCUGUUGGUACAGGCAGCUGCUGGAGUUGCUGUUUUGUAUUGCUUGGGUUGGUGUUGCUCACUUUUGGGGUGUUGGGAGGGUGAAAAUAGCCUGAUAGCAAACUCUUUUGUUUUGAGAUAAGCUGUUGGUAGUUUAGUCAUUUCCUAUUGAGGGCUAGAGGGUGGAUAUUGUUCAUUACUGUUUAUAUGUAUAUUUUUUAAAAAAUCUAUAAUCUCUAUUUAAAAAAAAGACUAUACAGUAAAUCAGUUUACAAAUCAAAACAUGCGUUAUAUAAAAAGAUGCAAACACAAGAUCAAACAACAGUUCUUAAAACAAUAGUCGGACAAUAACAGUCUUAACAUAGCAAGCCAAAAGAAUAAUAAUUAACCAAUAAGGGAAAAUGAUUCCUUGCAUGUUGGUGAUAAAGGGAAUGGCAUCAACACCAUAAGGUGAGAAGCCCUCUAAAAGCUGUUCUUUAACUAAAAACACAAAGUGCCAGGGUCUGGCAGCUCUCAGUUCCUAGGCUGGCCCUACAAAAAAUGUGUUUGGCUUACUGAACAAGGUUAGCUGGGAGCAAAACAAACCACAAUCCUUGGUUCGGCCCUAAUUCUUAAGCUAGGGGCCAUGGUUUCUCUCUUCCGUGCGCCUGCCUCUUCCGUGUGUCAGUAUGGUGGGGCAAAGUGGGCAUGAUUGACUUGUGUUCUCAGUAAGCCAUUAUUUAUGGCUUGCUCUGUGUAACAGAAAUGUUUGGUAUUGAUUUGAUGUGUCUGAACAUACAUUUUUUACAUCUUAAGGAAAAAAUAAUUUUCAAAUAAAAACUUGGCAAUGUGUUUGAAUAUAAACUAAGUCACCAUACUUGGUGUACUUUACUGUUUUAUGUGCCCCCCCCCCAUCAAAUAUUUUUAGUUCAACACUUUGGGCUACUGGAAAAACCUUUGAGGUAUUUAUACAGCAUGUGAAAUGAAAUGAUAUAUUCAUUAGUUCUGUUUACAAACAUGCCAAAUUGGAUCUUAGCAUAUCCCACCCGCUCCAGGAAGGCCACAUCACUGUAUACUAUCAGAAUGCUCCUUUGGGAUGCACGUGACUUUCCGAUAUGGAAAAAAAGAGUUUAGGAUGAAUUUAAUUUGUGGCUUUUGUUCUUCCCCUCAGCCUGCUUGUAUUUCAUCUGCAAAGCUCUGGAGAGGGAUUGCCUGUACAGCAAAGGGCUGGUCAUCAAGGAGAAGAUCUUUGAGGAGCAGCCAUGCCUCAGGAAGGACUCCUUGAGGAUGUUCCUCAAAGGGUGAGUUUCUUCCAAAAUUGAAGGUAAAGAAUGUUGAUGCUUCUGUCUCACAUCAGAAGGAAUAGUGGCAGAAGCUUCCAUUUCAAAAUGAGGACAUGCAGCCUCUUUGCCAGUUCCCAGAGGUUUGUUCUGUCCCCAGUUUGUGACCUAAAGCUGCUUCUCCCAUAUUGGAAAGGCAGAGAGUGCCACAAUGAACCCACCGUUUUGUAGGCAUCAUGCUGUUGAAAUGCAGCUUCCAGAGUUGCUGUUGAAUGGGUGUCCAAGUAAUUAAGCUAUUUUACUUUCAGCAGGGUAAUUUAAAUUUUGCUAAAUUUAAAGGAAUUUGCCUGGCUAUGAAAUGAUACGGAAGCAUCUAAACAGCUGCUUUGCUUCUUCUUUUGUUUUUCCAGUGACUUGUCAGUCCACAAUGUCAACGUGAGUCCGUCUGAGACUAGAACGAUAAUCGAGGAAGCUCUGGAGUUGCGCAGGAAGAGGCAGGCACUCUUGGUGCGAAAAAGGGAGCCAGACCUGAAGCUUGUCCAGCCCAUCCCCCUUUUCACGUAGGUCUAAAGUGGGUGUGAACUUACUCUGACAACUGUAGAGUGAACGUAAAGCAAUAUUUCCUUAAUGAUUCCUGUGAACAAUUGGCUUUUGGUCCCUUGUGGAAAACGGCUGCCUUGCUCCCAAACGUUCUCCUUAUUUCUGCAUGUGGCUUAAAGGCAAGGAGAUGGGAGCAUUGCCUGCCCUGGCCCCUGGGUGAGAGCUGAGCUUGUGUUUGGUUGUCUGUCAUGUGCUGUCCUGCAGGUGGAAGUGUCUCGGCGAGAGCUUACUGGCUAUGUAUCAACACCUGACCACUUGUGAGCCGCCUCGGCCCAGCCUGGGCAAGAGAAUUGACCUCUUGGAGUACCAAGAUCUAGACCAGCACUCUGACGUCCCGGCAACUUCCGCUCCCGUCAGUGUUAUACAGCCCAACCCCGUCAGCACCAAUCCCCAGAUGCCUGUGACGGAGCCACUCCUAACAUACACACCAGUGACGCCCACCUUUCCCAGUCCAAGUGUUCUGGAAUCUGUCAGUCCUGCAGGUGAGGGAUGCAUUACAUGAAUAUGUUCUCUGGGUGGAUGUUGAAGGGUUUUCUGAAUCAUUGUGCUCUGUUCUUCAUAGACCAAUUAAUAAAGUGGAAGUAGAGCUGGCCUUCUGGUCUUCAGCGGGGAGAAGUGGUAGGAUGCUUAUGAUAGGUUGGUUUGUGGCGUCUAUGGUGCAAAGAGAGUCUGGAAGGCAGAAGAGACAACUCCUAGCCAGCUGCCAGGUGGAUGAGCUAAGCUUCUCUUCCAGGGGCUUUUGGAGGACAUUUGCCUGGAGAAUGGGGAGGAGAGAUUCUGUGUGGUCAUGAUGUUGUUGCUGCUAUGGAGUGGCUGUUGGUGCAGCAGCCACCUUUUUGGGGAGUGGGGCAAGGUGUCUUCUGGGCUGCCACUGCUCCUCUGGCUCCCCCUACUUGGCUUCUGUGGCAAUAAGAAUUCUGCUUUCUGCAAAUCAGAGUUCAGGGGAAGCCGUCCUGAUCAAGUGUGUCUUUGUUGGGGCCAGGAGUUGAUACCUGGACGUUUUCUGGCUCUUCUUAGGGGAUGCCUCUGUGGGGGACAGAUCAAAGAAAGGGGUGAAGCGGAAGCGAAUCCCCGAAGACAGCGGCGAGACAGCCAAGAGGCGGUCGGCUCGGGUGCGGAACACCAAGUGCAAAAAGGAAGAGAAGGUGGACUUCCAAGAGCUGCUGGUGAAAUUCCUUCCUUCACGGUGAGGAAGGAAGAUUGGUGGUUGUGCUUCUGAAAAAAUAGCAGAGAAGCUUGCUGAGCUCUGCACCCCACCCACCCAGGGGUGAAAAUAGGCUUUAUUUCACCCAGGUCAAAGACUCAGUUUGAUACACACAUGCCACACACAUUUACAUACAUGCACACAGACUGGGAGCCUCAAUGGCACCUCUCUGGAGGCUUCACCUAGGGCAAAAGCCCCUCUGGCACAGCUUUGGUUCAGGCCCACCAUCUCAGUGGGCUUCUUGCAUGGGCUGCUGGAGCAGUACUGUGCUGAUUUGGGGUUGGCUGCCUGCCUUCUCCUGGACACAACUUCUCGUGAUCCCUGUAAUAUUGUCAGCAGUUACAAGGAACUGGUGCUUCCCUCCAUUUUGAUUGGUGUGUUGCGAAAAUAAAUCUUGCUUCUGGGAAUUGCAUGUUGCUUGCAAAGUUGCCAUAACAGGAGUGUGUUUUGAUGUCUGCCUUGUGAGGGGCUGGCAAGGUCCAGAGCGUUGAUGCUUUGCUUUGCUCUUUGUUUUGCUUUUCCUGUUAGCCUGAGGAAACCUGACCCAGAAGAAGACGAGGGUCCUUUCAGCAGCUAUGAGGUCCAGUCUGAGGCCAAGGAGGAAAAUUUCCAGCAUGUGGGCACCCACAGGAUGCCGUGUGACUCAACAACAUGCAUGGAGUACGGUAGGGACUUCCCCUGGCUUCUGUGUUUCAGCUGAGGGACUCCCCCCAAAAAGGAUUACAUUUGAAUUCAUUAAUUUGAUCCAAUAUUUGGAAGCUGUAGUAUAAUUUUGUGGUGAAGCCUUUGUCGGAUUGGGUGAGCUGCUCUGAUGUCACAGAAUGUAGGGAUGCUGGGGAGGGGAGAAGUGGUUGCUUCUUUCCAUGCACAUUGUGUUAACUUUUUUCUUCCAGAGAAGCAGGAUGUUCAUAACUUCCUCUUGGCUAACUUGAACAAUGGGGGCAUCCUUGAGUUGAUGAUGAGGUACCUGAAAGUGAUCAGCCUGAAGUUCCUUGUGAAAUGGCCGCCGGGCUUGGCUGAGGUUGUGCUGAACAUCUACAACAGCUGGAGGAAGCACAGCAGCAGCCUCCCCAAUCCGCUGCUAAGGGACUGUCGCAACGAGCACAUCAGGGUAAGGAAAUACUUCUGGAGGUCACCUCGCUCUGUUGCCACCCAAGCACCACCUCUAAAGGGUACAUGUGUGAGAGAGACUUAGUUCCUGUAUAGCAGGAGCUGUGUCUGGUAGCCAGAGAUAUGGUGCCAGGCAUGGGCUACGAUCCGCAGAGCAUGUCUCUGCUUCUUUGCUGUUGUUUUUUUACCCUACUCUUCAGCUGAAAAGGCUCUCAGGGUGAUUUGCAUACUGUCAAAAAAAUCACCCAUGGGAAAGGUAUCCUAGGAUCUCCACUGGCUCCAGGUUUGUAUCUUGAUUGACAGUUGGGAGUAAACUUUUCCCAUCAGGACACACUUAGCUGGCAAGAUGCUCACUGCCUGCCCUCUGCUCCCUUUAUUUUUAGGAUCAAGCUUUCCUUAGGUGUCGUGUGAUAAAGGUUUGAAGAGCGAGCCAGGGGGCCAGUCGCCUCCUGAUGCUUCUUCUCUCUGCAGCAAAAUGUCUUUCAGCUGCUGUUUCUGAUCUUUCACAAAUACUGUAGUCAACACUGCUUCUUCUCAUAAGAAGGGUUUUUCUGCUGGAGGUGCAAAUUGCAAAUGAUUCCCCCUCCAAUCCCCUGAUGCCUUCCUAACCCUCCUCUCUCCACCCCCCACUUUUGUCUCUGCUCUAGGAUAUGAUGCUGAUGAGUCUGUCCUGCAUGGAGCUGCAGCUUGACCAGUGGCUGCUGACCAAAGGGAAGAGCUCAAUGGGUGAGUGAGCACUGGGUGUUAGCAAGUGCUUCCUCCGAGGAAAGGUCCUGCAAACUCCCUCCGGUGAGAUACGAGUCCCCACAGGAAACACGUGCUUGAGCUUAGAAGCUGGGCCUGGUAGUCGAUCUUGAGGUUUGCACAUAGACAUUCCCAAGUUGACCUUUUGGCAUUGAAGUCAGGUUGGAGGAGACUGGAGAGUCCCCAGCCACUUGGGUCAGAUGGACCUGGAGCAGGACAGGGCAGCUUCUGGGGUUUCACUGCUUCAUAAGCAAACCCAAUGCCUUGCAAAAGAGAAGCGAGUUUUUCUCUGUUAUGUUUCCUCAAUCGGCAGAUCUUGGGGUUCUCUGCUCCCAAUGCUGUUGUUUAGACUUUGAGCUGUGAAGAAUCUGAGCUCUCAGCCUAGAACCUUGUACUGAAAUGUGAAAUAAACUGUUUCAGUGUCUCCAAGGAACGGCCCUGCAGGUAGCUCUGUAAACGGGAAGUUUGGCCCGGAUUUCCCUGGCAGCCACUUCCUGGGGGAUCUGCUCCAGCUCUCAUUUGCCUCUUCUCAGCGAGACCUCUUUGAGGAGGGCUGGCUGGAGUUCGUGGUUCGGGUGUAUUGGCUGAAGGCUCGCUUCCUGGCCCUGCAGGUUUGUAUUUCGGGGGUUUUUUUGGGGGGGGGACUCCUGGUGCUGCACAGCUUCUGUGGUGUUUGCAGCAGAUUACCUAAUUAAGCACUACUGGCUUUAGAUCUUUAGACAUUGGGCACACAGCUUCUCUUCUGUGAGGCUAUAGUGGAAAUCUGGGUACAAAGGCAGAGUGAGUUUAAAAAAAAACCUUGAGCAAAAGGCUUUGCAAAAAGCAGCUUGAGGUAUGGAGUUCCUGGGAGGGGCUGGCUGGGGGAAGGAGCUUAGCUGGCAGGCUGCAGUUGAGCAUGCUGCUUGCUUUCCCAGGGGGACAUGGAGCAGGCCUUGGAGAACUAUGACGUCUGCACAGAGAUGCUCCAGAGCUCUGCUGCAGUGCAGGCCAAAGCUGGUGACGAGAACGUGGUGAUCCGGUUGCCAAAUCUCCAUGUGGACUCUGUGGUCUCGUUGGAAGAGGUAACACCAGCUGGAUGUGGGAACAUUUGGGUCACUGCAAGAGGCUGGCUGCACUUGCCUUCCUUGUGAGGAUGAACUCAUAGCAGUUAUGCCGGGGAUGCAAACAUGGAAGCAGCCAUGACCCCAUUACCAAAGUGUGUGUGCGCUUUGUGUGUUGAAAGUCCCGGGUUCAGCCCUUCAAGGAAACACCCUCUGCCUGUCAGAGUGGAGACUGUUGAGCUAAGUGGGCCACUGGCUCAACUUUGUCUCAGAAAGCUUCGUAUGUUUGAGUCUGGAUAAAUGCUUGACUAAACUACCUGUGAUUUGUGGUUCUGGUUUGAAAACUGAAAUGAAGCAGUAUGUGUCCCUCAGUUGGGCUCCUGCCUUACUGUCACCUUGGUCCGUUGCUGCCUUCAGAGCAGCUAAUUCUGUUGCUUGUGGAACAUGUGAGAGAGGAUUGCCCCUUGCAACAUGCAGUGUGUGACUCUUGCAGAUUGAGAAGAACCUCAAGUCCCUGGAGAGAUGCCAGUCCCUGGAGGAGAUCCAGCGCUUGUACGAGGCCGGCGACUACAAAGCGGUGGUGCGUCUGCUGCGGCCCACCUUGUGUUUCAGCGGAUACGGCCGGACGAAGCACCUGGAAUUUGUCAUCUCCAUUCCGGAGAGGCCGGCUCAGCUGCUCCUGCUGCAGGUGGGGUUGUCUGAGGGCAGCAGGGAAGGCCAAACCGGCAUAGCCAGCCUUGAUGGUUGCAGCAGAGGCUGCCAGGAAACAGCAGCCAGCAAAACAACCAGCAGGUUCACUGGGCUGACUCUGGCAUUACGGUGCUAGUUCCUUUCGCUGUGCGGAGGGGAAAGCGCUCUGGGUGUGCUGCUGUUCGAAGCUGUUUUUAAGGAAAUGAACACCCAAGUUGUUGGAAACCAUGGGGUUAGGGAAGGCGAGGGAGAGUGUCCUUGUGCUCAAGUCCUGCUUGAGGGUACCUGGUUGGCCACUGUUAGAUAGAGAUGCUGGAUUAGAUGAGCCAUUGGCCUGAUCCAGCAGGGCUCUUUGUAGGUUCUUGAGGAGUCCUUGGGGUGUCUUCUUGAUGGCUUUUAUGCAGUGCUUCGUGUUUAUCCUGGUCACGUCACGCAAACGCAGAGAAACGGAGGGUGUACAGGAACCUGUUGUCCGCAUCUUUCAGCCUUUCUGGCCCAAGUGCUCUUUGCCACAAGCACCGGUGCCCUCUCCAUAGGGAGCCUACAUGGGCGUGCCUCUCACUGCCCUUCCAUGUGCAGAUCUAGGAAAGGUUCCCAGCAGCUGUCUUGCAAAUGCUCUUGUACAUUUUCCUCCAAGGCGUCUCUUCUUCUUCAAUGCUCCUCAGGAUUCCCUGCUCAAGCUGCAGGACUACCGGCAGUGCUUUGAGUGCUCGGAAGUUGCCCUGAACGAAGCCUUUCAGCAGAUGAUCAACAUGACAGAGGCAUCUGCCAAGGAGGAGUGGGUGGCCACUGUCACGCAGCUGCUCGCGGGGAUCGACUGCUCCCUUUCCUCGGACAGCAGCAGCCUGGAGGAGCCGCCAGCCUUGCAGAGCCUGGUCCGACUGACCAGCAACCUCGUCCAGGUAUCCCGCUCUUUGCCUGAGGACCCACAUUGCUCUUGGAGAGCAGGAGACCUGUUGGCAGCCUUUCUCUGAGCCACUGGUGACAUGAGGGUCUGUUCUGCAGUUGCUGGGGGGAACGUCAUUUUAAUAUAUCAAAAGCAGCCAGGGGAGGAGGGUCAUUCCCCAGGGGCUCUGAGUACAGAGCAUUGGAAUGGGAGCCUGCCAGGUCUUAGGAGGGGGGCAGCUCUGGAGGUCUUCCAGCUCCCAGUGGCAGCUCAUGGCCUUGGUUUGGCCCUUAAACUGGUUCCCAGUGGGAGUGGGGAAAGGAAGGUACUGCAUAAUCCAGAGCAAAAGCUAAACCCCAAACCCCUUUCUUUGGCUGUAAGAGCAGUUGGAGUUCCUGUCCUCUCAACAGUGUCCGCUAGAAGAGAAGCAAGAAGGAGAAACACCAAACCAGACUUAUCGUAAUGGGUAGUGGCAGAGGGGGAAGGAGAGCACGAAUACUAGUUCCCUCCUAGGUUAGAGCUCAGCUCCACCCUCUGCUUUGAGGGGCUCUCUUUCUUUCUUUCUCUCUGUCUCUCCUCAGCCUCUUCCCAAGUCUCCAGCUUCCAUCCUUACUUGGGUGGCAGCUGAAGGCUCUAUGCAGCCUUGGCAGUGUGUGUGUUUAAAGAGCCUUCCACCCUCUCACACACUUUGGCUGCCCCUGUUGACCAUUCCUUUCUGCCCUGGCUGCUGCCAUGAGUUUCUCUUGGGAGGAGAGGGUUGGCUCAGGGAAGGGUUAGUCUUGCUCAGCGCAUGGCUCUGCCAGUAUCCAUUUGGAAAUGUGGUUUAGUGUUGCUACAUGGCUAAGCAGUUUUCCUACUGCUCUGUUGUGCAGCCAGAUUCAGCCCCUGAUGAAUUUGGAGGGGGGCAUGUUUGUGUAAGUGAAGAACAUCCCCUAUUGUUUUAUGAGCCUGAAACCAGCUUGGUCAUUCUGGGGCCACUUGGGUGAUGACUUGAAUGCCUGUCAUUAGUAUGUUCCUGUUAGAAGAGCUGAAUGUUGUCCCCUCUGUGGGUUUAACUUGCCCCACGUCUGUUCCUUGAAACCCCUCCACCCCAGAUCAUCGACUGCAGCAUGGCUGUCCAGGAGGAGCCCAAAGAGCCUUCUGUGUCUUCGGUGCUUCCCUGGAUUAUUCUUCACAGGAUCAUUCAGCAUGAAGAAGACACCUUCCGCUCCCUCUGCUGCCAACAGGAGGAGCAGCAGCUGCAGAGCCAAAAUGAGGAAGGUGGGGAACAACUGUGCCCUCUGCGGUGCGUGGGAAGCGGCUGUGUUCUUCCAUGAGAGGUUGAGUUGGGCAUUCAGGAAAUCUGUGCCUGCCAAAACAAGGCAAAAAGACAGAGCACCAGAAUGCAUGCAGAUCAAUGGCAACGUCCCUUGUAGCCUUCUUUGUCAGUCUUGUCACUGGAUUCUUGUACACGGAAGACAAACAUAUUGUUAGAAGUGGCUCUCUGUAGCAAAACAUUGCCUGUGUGCAAGAGCCCUCCAGGUUCUCCCUUCUCAGGCUGGAGGUUGCCUGGAACAAGUGAAAGGGCUGCUGGAACUGGCUAGCCAGUGAUUACUUUGGGGUGUGAUUCUGGGGCCUUCAAAAAAUUUUCCGGGGCAGAUGGCCCUUACCCCUUCUUUUUUAACAAACAGGUGGAAUUACUCCAGCCUCCGUUGUUAUGCUUCAGAGAGCCCAUGGAAUGAUGUUCACAUGUCCACACCAGCAUCGUUCCAGAGGCACUCCAGGGCUGGGGGGCGGAGAGGAAGUGUGACGGCAGCCAGAACUCCUGUUGCCAUUUCCAAAGCCACCAUCUCCUGAGCUGUUUAGUAAAGGGUAGUGGUGGUGUGGAAGUAGAAACUGUUACUGUUGCCAUAACAGGUGCUUCUACCACCAUCCCCAAAUCUCCCCUCCCACUUGGAGAGACCAAAUAUUCCUCUCCCCACCCUAACAAAAUUGAGUUUUUGGGGUGGAGGUUCCUGCAGAGAAAAAUGUUUAUUGUGAGACUUCCUUGUUCUGAGCAGACAUCAAGCAUUUUUGGUGAACAUAAUAAAACAACUGGGUCUUUCCCUGUAUAAGGGAAUUUUGGGCUAGGAACUAAUUUGGGGGCUAGUCCAGGGGCCAUCAGGUAUGGCUGGGCCAGCUGCUUCUUGCCCAUUUGACUCAUGCACCUCCCAUACCAGAUCUGUGGCUUUUUGUUUGUCCAGCAAUUACUUGACAUUCAUUUUGUCAUCAGCAGCUCAGAAUCUGGACACUCCUAUGCUGCCCUCUUCCCUGAUGCUACUGAACACGGCUCACGAAUACCUUGGGAGGAGAUCGUGGUGUUGUAACUCAGACGGAGCCCUUCUUAAGUUCUAUGUGAGUAGCCCUCCUUGAAAUAGCCCAGAUUAACCCUCUUCCUCUCCCCACUCGUUGAGAGAUCUGUGGAACACAGACUCAUGCGGAGAGAGGAAUGUUCCUUCAUAUUCUCACCCACCAAGCAGCACGCUUCCUCCGAGGCUUCUUCAGCCGUCCCCUGCCCAGGCGGUAGCCUUGACCUCAGUGAAUUUUGUCAUUCCAGGUACGGGUGCUGCAAAAAGAGCUUUUGGCCUCUACCUCCGAGGACACCCAUCCCUAUAAGGAAGAGCUGGAGACGGCUCUGGAGCAAUGCUUUUAUUGCCUGUAUAGCUUCCCGAGCAAAAAGAGCAAGGCUCGGUACCUGGAAGAACAUUCCACGCAGCAGGUGAGACUGUCUCAGGUCUCCUUCGGAGAGAAAAGGCAGGAUGCUCAGUGACAGGCAGGUCUCUCUGCUUCCAGAGAUUGGAAUCCCACGAGCUGGAGAUGGAAAGCAGCAGCCCUUGGCUACUCCCCAAGGACAUCUUUGUUACCUGCAUGGGGGAAUGCUGGACUCAGAGUAGACCUUGUCUUCCUUCUCCUCCUCCCAGGUGUGGGGAAGAGCAUUUGCAGCUCUGUGGCAAAGCAUCUGCAUUGCACACAGAAGGUCCCAGGUUCAGUCUAGCAGCAUCUCCAGACAGGGCUUGGAGAGAACCCUGCCUGGAAAACCUGGAGGAGCUGCUGCCAGUCAGUGUAGGCAUUCCUGGCUUUGAUGAACUAGUGGCCUGACUCAAAGAAUUGUGGAGCUGGAAGGAACCACAAAGGUCAUCUAGUCCAGGAAUCCUUUUGCCCAACUUGGGGCUUGAACCCUUGACCCUGAGAUUAAGAGCCUCAUUCUCUACCAACAUGUCCUUUGCCACUCAGCCACAUAAGGCAGCUUACUAUGUUGCUAAGCAGCUGGACUGAGAUGUACACUCGAAAUCUGACUUAGCUCCUCUUGUUCCUGGCAAGGCCUGAUGCAUCUCUUGCCUUCUUUCCAAGGUGGAUCUGAUGUGGGAAGACGCCUUGUUCAUGUUUGAAUAUUUCAAGCCCAAGACCCUUCCUGAAUUUGACAGCUACAAAACCAGUACAGUGUCUGCUGACCUGGCCAACCUUCUGAAGAAGAUGGCCACCAUUGUCCCGCGGACAGACAAGCCUAUGCUGAGGAUAGAGGAGGUGUCUAGCUACAUUGAAGGGACUCUGAGCAAGGUACAAGCCUCUUGCAUCAUUUGGGGGGUGAUUAAGGGGGAGGGGUGCUGCUGCUGGGGCUCCUGCCUUCCUUCUCGGAGGAGUGGGGGAUGCAUUUGUCAACAAUGAGCCUAGUUUGCUGGUGCAUUCAGAUACAGGCUAUUUGUAACGGAGAAGUGACUUCACUGCCUUGUGGGCAUCCAGUAAUUGAAUUCCAUCUUUUUGUAAUGUCUGUUCUUUUGUUUAAGCUCUCUCGAAGUCUUAUUCUCAUCUGUUGCUUCCUUUAGAACCUGUUUUGGCUCUCUAGAAGCUGUUACACUACAACUGAGAUUCCUGCAUUGCAGGAGGUUGGACUUGAUGACCUUUCGCUCUACAAUUCUAUGUUUCUAUGAACUCCCGUCAUCCCUGAGCCAUGCUGGCUGCUAAAGCUGAUGGGAGCUGGAGUCCAAUUACAUGUGGAAAGUCACAAAUUUCCCACACCUGUAUUAGAAUAAUGUGAGGCCUGAGGAUGGCAUUCCAUGCUAAGCCAAUUGCAGUUUUCUCAACAGCUUUUUUCCUUCCACUGAGCCCCAAGGCUGUGAGGAGUCUCCUCCCACAGGCACUUUCAGGGGUUGGCAGCUUCUGCCCACGACAAGCCCAGGCAUCCUUAUUCUCCCCUUCCUUGCCAGGUUCCGGCUCUCCCCGAGGGUGCCGACUACUCUCCUCCGGUGGUGACAGAGCUGUACUACCUCCUCGCAGAUUACCACUUCAAGAACAAGGAACAGUCUAAGGCCAUCAAGUUCUACAUGCAUGACAUCUGCAUCUGCCCUAACAGGUCAGUUUAGUGAACCCCUGACACCAGAUGAGAUGCCUGGUCAUUCCGUCGUUGGUUCCUGGAUGGUGUGUGUGUGUCAUGUAAGGGCCCCUUGAAUUUGGGCUUGCAUUUUCCCUGUGCCCUGAGCAUUGGCACAUUGUGGUUGUGUUGGCAUCUGCUGCCUUGAAGAGGCACGCACAACCAGUCCCCCCGGUGUGUGUUGUUGUGCCAGAACACAUGAACCCUUUUUAAUUGCACAAACCUAAAUUUACUGGUAUGUGAUUGAAUCCCUGCCACAGGAUAAUGACUGUCAUGGAAGUGCUAACUUGUGUGCGUGUCCAGAUAAGCUUUCUAAAAUCUGAGCACCUGAGCUGAAAAGCUCCCAGCAGUAGCCAUGGAGGGAACGCAAGAGCCAGUGGAGGGAGGUGGUCUUUUUUAAAUACCCUGAUCACAAACUGUUCAGGGCUGCAAAGGUGACUGACGAUGGGGUAUAAUAAACACCUUUAGAAGAAACACAAAAAGGCUGUUGUGAUAUAACAAAGUGAGAUGGUGGAGAGAUCAGGACUGAACUUUUCAAGGUGCGGGGGGUUGUUGUGUGCUGUUCUUCUCCCAGGUUUGACUCUUGGGCUGGCAUGGCGCUGGCUCGAGCCAGCCGCAUCCAAGACAAGCUGAACUCCAACGAGCUGAAGAGCGACGGCCUCAUCUGGAAGCACGCCACCCCUGUUCUGAGCUGCUUCAAGCGAGCCCUGGAGAUUGACGGCUCCAACCUCUCCCUGUGGAUAGAGUACGGCACCAUGUCCUAUGCCUUGCACUCCUUCGCCUCCAGGCAGCUGAAGCAGUGGAAGUCGGAGCUGCCAGCUGAGGUCGUGCAGCAGGUGAGGGCUGAGCUGGAGCUUGCAGGCCCUGGCCGGGGUCGGGAAGCGGGGGCUCACCAGACCCAAAAAUGCAACCACCCCCAGCAGCUCUUGCUGCUGCUGCAAGGCUUGAAACUCCCUCCCCAUGUUUCAGAUGGCAGAGCGGCGCGACGGCAUGCUGGAGACGGCCAAGCACUGCUUCAUUUCAGCGUCUCACUGUGAGGGCGAUGGAGACGAGGAGGAGUGGCUGAUCCACUACAUGCUGGGGAAGAUUGCUGAAAAGCAGAAGCAGCCGCCUGUGGUCUACCUCCGUCACUACAAGCAGGCAGGGCAUUUCCUGCACGAGGAAGCGGCCAGGUACCCCAAGAAGAUCCACUAUCAUAACCCGCCGGAGCUUGCAAUGGAGGCCCUGGAGGUAAAAGCAAUGAAGCCAGCCAGCCAGGCGUGGCCUUGAAGCAGAACAAAACCCUCGGAGCUCUUGAGGGAAAGGUCCACUGGCACGUUCUAGGCAGGAGUUCUCUAUAGCAGCCACUACCUCCCUUUGCAUCUGAUCCCCCUCUAGGAAGGGCGGGUAAGGAGCUCAGAGAGGGAGAGCUAGUGUGGGAGUCACCAUUAAAGCAUCUGCAGCCUUUGCCCUCCUGACUUUGCCAGGGCUGGAAGGCAACUUGCUUGGGGUGGGGGUUUUGGGGGGCGGGGGUGGGGUUGGAUGGAAGGAAUACAAAGGAUCUGUAGCCUUUCCGGCCCCCUGACAUGCCCCUAAACCAGGGAGGAAAUUGCGCCAGCUCAAGCGCUGAUGUGGUUUCAUAUGGCUGAUUUCUAUUGAGAGCUGGGCAGUGACCCCCACCCACCACCGGCCAAGUCUUAGAACUGCAGCUUUAAAGUGUUUUUCAAAAAUACAGUCCAAAGGUCAAGCCAUUGCUCUUUCUUCCCUCCUUUAUUGCUCCAUCACUUGUGGCAGCUUCCAAGAACUGCCCCUUUUCCGACGGGUGGUGAGAGCUUUUCUCCCCAGUUGUCAUCUUUUCCAGGAAAGCAGCUUCUUUCUCCCAAUCCUGCAGAAAGCAACCCUCUUUCUCUUACACUGCCAAUAGCAAGCAGGCGUCUUUACAUGUAAUUAUUUGCUAUGGAUAAUAAAGUGGUAAAUGGCCAGCUAGGUUUUUUGGGAUACAUUUAUAAUAUGUUAGGCUGUUGUUGCCCUGCCUUUGUUUCUUCCCCUUAGGUCUAUUUUCGGCUUCAUGCCUCCAUUCUGAAGCUUGUGGGGAAGCCCAACUCUGGGGUGGAUGCUGAGAUGCUGGUCACAUUUAUGAAGGAAGCUGCCGAGGGGCCUUUCGCCAGGGGGGAUGAAAAGAACACCCCCAAAAUAACUGAAAAGUGAGUGCUGACUUUCUCAGGGUCAAUGGGAGAGCUUCGGUUAAAUGGGAGGCUCCAUUGCCAGCGCCAAAACAGCUUAAAGUGAACGCAUGUAUCACAAGCAGGUGGGGCAGUUGCAGCUGCUGCCUGCCAUGGCUGGUUGGGCCAGGGAGGCUCUCCAGGCAGAGCCAAAGUGCAACUGCCAGACACUGACAACAGACCUCCUUAGAGGGAUUUGAGUGGUAGCCCUCACCCCCUGUAAUAGGUGCUACCGUGUGUCAGUACAGCCUCCCUCCCUUCUUUCUCCUCCAGAGAAAAGCUCUGCCUGGUGGAUGACGACUCCCACUCCUCUGCCGGGACUGUGCCGGGCCCAGGGACUUCCCUCCCCUCCUCAUCCGGUCCAGGUCUGACUUCCCCACCCUACACAGCUACUCCAGUUGACCACGAUUACGUCAAAUGUAAAAAAAACCGUCAGCAGGCAACACCGGAUGGUACAGUCCCUGUUCUCAAUACUGCCGGCACAGAGAGGUGCUGUAAUCAGGGUGGGGGGGCUCAUUUCGGCAGAUUUGCUUGCUUCAAGGAGGGCGAUGGGGCUGCGGUAACACGGGCAAUAUUGCAACUCAUUAUUAACCUCAUAAAGGUCGCCACCUCCCAUCCAACCUAAAUGGGCAAGACAGUUGGAUGAUCUGUAUUCAAGGGUAUUUCGAGGCUCGGUUGAAUGCUGUGGGAUUCGUAGGCAAAUUGUCCUGGGGGCAGUUCUGAAAUCCAGACCUCUGCCAUUUGGGCAAUGGGAGGCAGGUGGCAACCGUGCGAGUGUCAUGUUCGCAGUAUGAAGUGGAGAGGCUUCAGCUGACAACUUUUCCUCCUCCUCUUAUUAUUACAUCUUCUCCCCUCCUUUCCCCCUCCUCCGAAGUUUCUAAACUGGCUGGCUCAUCUCCAUUGCUGAUGCACAUUAUAACCCAGUAGUCUUAAUGGCAAAAUGCUGUCAAUCUCAGACUGGGGUAGAGAACAUUUGUGUUGAGUGUGUCACAGUAAUACUAGCCUCACCCCUUUUAGUAUUGCUUUUGUGCUAAUUUUUGUUUCCUUUUAGCAGUAUAUCUGCAUUCCGAAACAAAUUUGGGCUGGAGGGUUAAGGCCUGUAGAUUAUUUUGUGCCUUAAUUGGCAUGGUUUGGUUGAAUUCUGUCUGUUUCCAUGAGCACAAAUCCCCCAUGGAUAGCACUAGGGAGACCUGCUUUGUUGUAUUCAGAAGAUUUUAGGCCCUGGCAGCAGGACUGGGUAGUGGCAGGUGAUGGGAACAGCAGCCCCACUGCCCUGCUUCUAGUUGGAGGGGAGAAUGUCAGGAUACAAGAACAAAUCACUUGACCUGGCUUCAUAAGGCAGAUUCACGGGUUCUGUAGGUUGUGCAUGUUGAAAGUCAAAUGUAUUUCUGAACGAUUUGGGAGCAUGAGUUGCCUGCCUUUGACAAAACCCAAAGGACAGUUUGAAGAGCCGCCUCCUCCUCACCUCCUUCCCCUUAGCUGGCCCUCGUUCCUGGGGUUGCUGCUUCUGUCCAGGUAUCUAGUUACUGCUGCCACCGCAGUGGAAGGUGCCAAGUGUGAAUUCCUUUUGGCCAAAGCCAGGGAACAAUAGGAUUUUUCCAAAAGGAACAACCAAGCCUUGCACAGCUGGUCGCAUCUUACAACGUUGUUGGCACAGAGGAGCUGAAAAUGAUUUGGCUCAGACCUGGCAGCCCACGUCCCAGGCAGAGAAGCAGCAGCUUAAUAUAGAAUUGCCUGCUCUGCAUCGCCUGGGAAGUGGGUUCAUCAUAUUGGCAUUAUUCCCUUUUGGGCUUCGGGAGGGGUAUGCUGACAUCUCAACAAAAGUUGGAUGUUUGCAGUUCUGUCCAAAAAAACCCCAAAAGCAUGUCUAUUUUGAAAUGGUGCUUUGGAAAUGCUUUGCUUCUGGGCUCACAGCCAUCCCACAAAGCUGCUUGGGAAGGAAAGCCAGCACUGAAUUUGAAGCUGUCUCUUUAGGUGUGCUGGGCUGGUUUGGUUUUGGGUAUCUCUCAUGUUGGUUAAAUCAAAAUAAAAUAAGCAGACACCACUGGAUGUGCCACAAAGGCCACACGUGGCUCUUCCCAGGAGUAAUGGCAGUUUAUAAUGUGGGUAUCCGGAGCCAGGACUUCCACUCCAGCCAUGCUUUGUUCUCAGGAGAGCUUCUCAAGGUAAUUCAGGAGCCAGAAGGAAUGGGGGCAAAGACCCAAGAGUGGAAAUGGUGUGUGUGUGUGUGUGUGUGUGUGUAUGAGAGAGAGAGAGAGAGACUAAAGCAGUCCAGUAAACCAGACUUUGAGACUAAGCAAAUCUCUGAGAGGAUGCAGUUAACUAUAAACCCCUUACACCCUACAUAUAUCUAUGUACAUAAAUCUAUAAAUAGCAGUCAAAAGUAUUCAGUAUACAGUCGUACCUCAGUUCCUCAACACCUUGGGAGUCGGAAUGUUCUGGCUUCCAAACCAUCGAAAACCAGAAGUGAGUGUUCUGGUUUUCGAACAUUUUGGGGGGAAGCCGAACAUCCGGUGCUGCUUCCACUGUUGUUUCUGGUGCGCCUGUGCAAUCGGAAACCAAUCAGAAGUCACGCCUUGGUUUCUGAAUGUUUCAGAAGCCGAACAGACUUCUGGAAUGGAUUCUGUUCAACUCCCGAGGUACAACUGUAUAUCAGAAACUGUAUAUCCCAAGCACAGAGAAAGGAAAAAGUGUUCCCAAACAAUGACUAAGGGCAGGUAUCAUCACUAACUUAUUCUUUCCAAAAACCAAAAUCCAUAAAAACCAUUACUCAGUAAACUGAUCUUCCUAUAUUGGCUUCUCCCAUGCAUGGAUAAGCAUAUGUUCGUGUUAUCAUUAUAGCAACAUUCAAUAUCCUACGAAGCCAAGUCGAUGGUGCUGUAAACAUUUCCCCAGAAGUGAGCUAUUGCUGUUUCUGAAGCUCAAUGGUUGGUUACCUUGGGCCUGCCACAGUCCCUCAACCUAACAGGGUUGUUGAGAGGAUAAAAUGGGAAAGGAGGAGAACCAUGUACUCCAUCUUGACUUUCUUGGAGGGCAGGUGAGAUAUAAUAGCAAUUAGUAAUAAUUUCUUCUAGCUGCUUAACAUAGUAUAAUAUCAAUUGCCAAUUAAUUAUUUUGAGGGGGCAGUUUUAAAAUAUGAAUAUAAUCAGCACAUGUUUAUCCGCAAUGCCAACAGUUAUUCCAAGUCAGCUUAUAAAACAAUAUUUAUGUGGGAAUCACAUAUGACAUUACCGAUGCAAUGUUUUUGCAAAUUCAUAAGAUUCUCAUUCUCCUGCAGCCAAAGCCAUACUUUAUAUCUUAGCAAUACCACUAACAUAAAUUGUAAUACCACUUCUUUUGAAAUGGCUGCAAUUCUUGAUAGCAGGAUACAGAAAAGGCUUAAUGAGUGUAACUAAGUGGCCCUUUUACCCACCACCUACUUCCAAUUUGGUAGCCUGGAUUUCCAAACACAUUUAAAGAGUGUCUGAUUUGAAAAUAUUAAUCCCUUCUAGGAAUACCUGGAUACAUUUUGUUUCUUCCAAAAAGUUAUAAUAAGAAACUGACUUGUUGCAUAUAGGCCAUUUAUGUUCCAGUCAAAUAUAUCCCCCAAUAUUUCUUCUUAAUUAAUUAAUUUGUAGUAACAACAGGAAAUAGGAGGAGAAAGACCUUGGAUUGUGUUUGGCCUCAUUCUUCCUUUGCCCAUAUGCUACGUUCAGCUUUGAGACACAGUUUUUGACUUGCUCUUUCGAUAUCUUCUCUAUUAUACCGGACAAAUAGACAGAAAACUCCCACUCUGCUCAUAUUCCUUUGUGUUGGUUAUGCUGCAUGCAUCAUAAAACUCUGAAGAUUUUGGGACACCUGCUGUGCCCAGAGAUUUCACAACAUGGUCAUAACUAUUCUAGGUUUCUUACCCCAGCCCCCAAAAUAAAUUCAGUUUCUCUGUCUUGCUGAACACCUGUCUUCUUUCUUAAGAACAUGGGAGUCCUGCUGGAUCAAGCACCGGUCUAGUCCAACCUUCUGUUCUCACAGUGGCCGAUCAGAUGCCCCAAGUGAAGCCCAUCAGCAAACAAAAUUAUAAUUUAUUAUUUGUACUCCACCCAUCUGGCUGGGUUUCCCCAGCCACUCUGAGCAGCUUCCAACAGAGAUUAAAAAUACAUUAAAACAUCAGUCAUUAAAAACUUCCCUAAACAGGGCUGCCUUCAGAUGUCUUCUAAAAGUCAGAUCGUUGUUUAUCUCCUUGACAUCUGAUGGAAGGGCGUUCCACAGGGCGGGAGCCACUACCAAGAAGGCCCUCUGCCUGGUUCCCCGUAACUUGGCUUCGCACAGUGAGGGAACCGCCAGAAGGCCCUCGACGCUGGAUCUCAGUGUCCGAGCAGAACGAUGGGGGUGGAGACACUCCUUCAGGUAUACUGGGCCGAGGCCAUUUAGGGCUUUAAAGGUCAACACCAACACUUUGAAUUGUGCUUGGAAACGUACUGCCUCAUAAGUCACAAGAGAGCUUGAAACGUACUGCCUCUUAAGUCACAAGAGAGCUUUAUAACUAAAGCAUACCAGCAUCCUGUUUAAUUUAUAAUUGUUGCUGGUCCUUUCAGUCUUUUUAUUGCCAUUCUGAAAUGUUUUUAUGCUGCUUUUUUAAGUUAACGGUGUAUUAUCUUUUCAUUUGUUUUGUGAUUUUUGUUAACUGAAUCAACCCACCAAAAAACUCUGGAGUGCAGUUUAAUGGUCCCACCCAUGGCCAAUUGCAAGCACACCUGCUGAAUCAUUGUCUGGAUUUGAUAACGGGCUGGAUGAGGGCCAAUAAACAGAGUGCUGGAUCCUGACAAGACAGAGGCAGUGUGUGUAGAGGUGAUUGUCAGGCCUGGGAAACAGAUGCGAAAUCUGUUCUGGAUGGAGGUGGCCUUCUUCUGAAAGAGGAAGUCCACAGCUUGCGGGUGGAAGCUCAUUGAUCCCUCAUUGUCUCUUGGGGGCACAGAGUACCUUUUACAAGCUGGCUUGCUAAUGGGUGCCGUUCUUGGGCAGAGAUAGGCUGGCUGCAGUAAUCUUUGUAGGGUUGACAUACUGUAUUAUACAUGGCAUGGAGCCUCAACUCUGGCAUCCCCUCCCUAGAGAGGCUCGGCUGUUGUCCAUUUUUCGGUCUUUCCAGCAUAGAGCUCACUACUUCUGAAUAAAACGUAAACAGCAAUUACGGCUCAUUUUACUUGCUCCCUGUGAGCAUGUCCACAAGAGUUGGCUUCCAGCGGCGUCGGGGCUGCCAUAUAAGCCCAGCCUCUGUGUGGUUUAGGGACUCAUAACCGGAAUCCUUUUGACAAAAAGAGCUUGAUUUUGCCAUAUCCUGGAAUUCUCAGUGACUGAGGUAGAGUAAGGUACAGCUGGUUGAAUGAGGAAUGUUAGUAACGGUUAAGUAGCCAAGAACCCCCAAGUCCAGUCCAGAAGUUGCAAAUAGAAAUGGGAAGUUAUUAAAAUGAAAACCAGUUGUCCCAGGCAAGAGACUUGACAGACUUCCUUUCCAAGAUUCGUCUAGUUUUGGUGUCACAUUUGUCUUAAGCGUGUUUGCUGUGUAGCAGAGUGUUCUAACUUGUUCUGCAGUAAAUGCAUGGGGAGGCCCGUGUCAUUCAUCCAUUCAGUAGAGCAGAAAGCAUCCAUUCUUGUCAUUUGGUGCUCUUUGUACAACUAAAUGUCGCUUUUCUUGUUGUCGUCGUCGUUUUUUCCGUGCUGUCUUUUGUGUGUUUGUUGUGCCUUUGUAACCAAUAUUGCCCGUGCUGCCUUAACCCUUUUAAAAACUCUGUUCAUAGAUAUUCUCUCCCUGCUUUUUUAUCCAUCACGGCUUGCUUGAACAAUAGGCCAGAACUGCAGCUUAACCGCUUUGGGGGAUGAGGAAUCUGUUCACUGUGGUAAUGUAGAGAUCCAGUUUCUGGAAAAGCUUCCUCGAGAUGAGUUGCAACCCUUGGAUUCCCGCCCCCCCCCCCAACACAUGCUCUGCCUCCAUCCCGUUCUGUUCUUUGCGCCAGGGAUGGGCAGCCUGUGUCCCCUCCUGGAUGAGGGUGAUUACAACUCCCAUCAUCCCCUACUCUCUGACCAUGCCAAACCCUGCUUUUUGCAAAUGUUGUGUCUUUCAUUAACACUCAUAGCCUAGUCCUUGUACUUCUGGAAAAGGGCUCUUAGAAGAUGUGCAAAGGCUCAUUAGUGGCUGGGCAGGGGGGCGGGUUUUAACUAGCCAAACAUAAAUUUGGUAUGCACGGAUUCUGAAAAUGCUGGUUCCCAUGGUUGGGUCCUUGACUUUCAAAUAGCACAAAUAAAAGCCACUAUGAUCCUUUGUUUUAAAUUCUGUAUAAGCCUUACGCACACUGUCUAUAUGCUUUUGUUCGUUAGUUUGUUUCCAAAUUUCCAAAAAUUAAUUGCAGAAUUUAUAAUCUAAGUAUAACCAGAAAAGGGGGGGCAGGAUAAUGCUAAACAAUACUAAAAUACAUAAUUAGAAUACAGUUGAAAAAUUGCAGAUACUGCUAAUAAUGCUUGAAAUGCGCACUCAUCCCUAUGACAUUCCCGUGACAUCCUUAUGUCAUGUGACCGUGUGAGAGGUAUUCUGAGGUGGGUGGUCUUCAUGUAGGUCGUCUUGUUGGCAGUAUGUCCACUGCAGCAUCCUGAUGUACACCAUAAUCUCAGAGUGAUACACUUGCCUUUGAGAUGACUUUGUAACCUGCAGCUGGAAUGGGAUUCAGACAUGAGAACACACAUCAGGCCUGAUCCACACACCAGGCCUUCUAGCCCACAUUUCUUGGUUUUGCGAGUCUCCAUCUGGACAUUUCCCCAGAUAUAGUGGCUGGUGAAAAUGAAGAGCAUCGUCUGCCUGUGGCAACACUUCUGCUUUUCUUGUUUUUAAAACAAGCAGUGCCAUUCUGAAUCAAUUGAGCCAAGUUCUUCUGUGUUGCAUAUUCUGCUCACAGACGUCCUGGCUUGUGCGGUAUGAUCUGAGAGCUCUUCUCCCAAAUUGUCAGGUAGGGAGGUAGGGGAUGGUUCUCUCCGAAGACUUUCCGACAUGGUGGUCUGGUGUGGUUUGAUAUGUAGGAUGGCAGUGCUAUUGCCGAAUCUCUCCAAAGCCUCUUGAAUAUUUUGUUCCUAGAUGUGUAAUGCCUUUUCUGCAACAUCCUAGACACCACCCAGAUUCUUCUACAGCACCCAUGGUGAGAAUGAAGUGCCAGAAGAAGAAGAAGAAUGGGGUUAGACUAGAUGACCCCUGGGGUUCCUUCAAACUCUACAAUUCCAUGAAUCCUCAUUGGUGUCUUUCACAGACCUGCUGGCUCUGCUGAACAGGCACUGCCUCUUAACAUGCAGUACAAAGCUGGUCUCUGCAGGAUGGAGGCAGCUCUACUCUUAGGCUGCACAUCGGCUUUAGUCUUUUGGUGUUUGGGGCUUGCAUUAAAGUUGUCCUUCCCACCCCCUCUUGGUGCUAUUGAUCAGUUGCAGGUGAAGCUUUCUUUUGUGCCUCUGUGGCUCCUACUCGGCUACUGACACUUUGGUGGAGCACUUGCUCAAAGAUGACAUAAAGAAAGGGACCAGAUGUUGGACAGAGAGCUGGUUGUUUCCUGCUGACUGGAUUUCAGUUCUUGAAUCUUAACUUCUAGUAGGUGAAGCCACCUUCCGAGUGACCACCCUUAGUGGUAUAUCCACAGGAAGAUUCACUAGCAGAGGAAGCUUGUAAUUGCCUUUGAGAGCUUUUCCUUGUCUCUGACACUUGCCUGACACUAUGUUUGGGAACUGUUCUGGGAACUCCAGAUCUUAAUUUGCAGCUCUGCAGCUUCUGCAGGAUCUUCCAUUUUUUGUUUUGCCACAACUGGUGGCAUUCCUUCAUCUGUAGUGGUUUUCGUUUUUUUAUCCGUGGAAUUUCACCAUCUUGAUAAUACAGCUCUCCUGUUUAGGCAGACAAUUCUUCCAUUGCCUUGUCUUGCAGUUGCUUCUAAUUAUGUAACUUCUGCAAGUUUGCUGCACCUGCAUUUUUCUUCAUGUCUUUGCACUCAGCCUAAUAAAAAAAACUGGUCUUUUCCCUCCCCCUUCCCAUCAAGUUUGAAAGGGGCAUCUCAGUUCUUGGCAGACUCCUGCAGGUGGGUGGGUUAUUAGAAGCUGCACUGGCCACCAUCUGCCCACUUCUAAGGCAUCUUCUUUUCCAAACUGGCUUCCAGCCACACAAGGAUUUUUGCUGCAUGUCUCAGGAGGGCACAAAAUGCUUGGAUUUCACUGGUCUUGUGUGACAGGUUAGGCCAAGAGAGCCCUUCCUCACAUAUUAAAACUUCUGUACAUCAUCAGAAGUGGCAAAAGUUUCCAAUUGGCUACCCUACAAUAGAAGUUUUUGAAAUUAUUACUUGGCAGAAGAGUAAAUAGAGAAACAAACAUACACACACACACACACACACCCCUCCCACACACUUUUGUGAACAUCCUAAGACAACAUUAAGGUCCAAUUGCAUUUGUAAAAGGGUUUGGGGCAGAGCUUUCCAAACUUUUCAUGUUGGUGGCACACUUUUUAGACAUGUAUCAUUUCACAACACAGUAAUUCAGUUUUACUAGCAAACAGGAGGUUAAUCUUGCCCCUUUCCAGCCACGGAAGGAGUGUGGGGAGGUUCGUGCGACACACCUACACACUGCAGCCAACAUACUAAUGUGUCGUGACACACAGUUUGGAAAGCUCUGGUUUUGGGUGAAAUCAGGAAUCUUGAUUAGAAAUGCCUCCUGCAGCACCUGUUCCUGGUCUCUGUUCAUUCAUUGGUCAGGUCCAGGUGGGUUGCUGCAGUGUUCCUGUGUCAAGGAUCUAGCAGCAGCAGUGUUACACAGAAAAGUCCGUUUUGGAUCUUUUCCGACUGUAACGUUGCAACUGUCACAGCAUUUGGAAAUAUUGGCAUUCAAAAUCUGCCCCUGGCGAAUGAGUCCUGGUAGAACCAGACCAGAUUUUGGAUUAUGCCAUCCAUUUGCUUCCAGAGAAAAAAGCUUCCCAGCGCUGUGUCUCAAAGGGAGCAUUGCUCCUGAAGGGGGGAUGCUUUAUGUGGAAACUGCUGAAUUCUCCUAGAUGGAAUAUGCAGAAACAGCAAGGUGAGGCUAAGGGUAGGAAAGGUGAAUGGGCUGCCUUGGCUGGAAAUGGAGGAAGGGCAGUGAGGAUUGCAGGCACAGCCUUGAUAAGGCCAAGAGCAGGAGGAGGAGAGGAGGAGGCACCGAGUCCUUGAUGUACAAGGUGGGUGGAAGUUGGUGUGGAGAGACGGCCCUAGGAGCCCCCUCAUGCUUGCCCUCCUUUCCCUCCUGCAGACCGGAGUCAGGAUAGCACGGCGGUGGUGCUCUCUGAUUCCAACUCCACUCAAGACAUGUUCACUGAGGUUGCCAACUCUCAAGACAGUGCGAAGAAGCCUUUUCCAGAGAGGAGGCCUUUUGUGUCCCCUUCGGAAGCUGUCGCCACUGCUGCUGGCAAAGAGGCCCCAGGACCUGCAGAGGAAAAGGGUAGGUCAUUCCUGGUGUGUGAAGAUCUGUGUCUGUGUGUGUGUGUGUGUGUGUGUGUGAGAGAGAGAGAGAGAGAGAGCGCAUUGCUUAGCACAGCUUGAGCAGUUGGAGCAAGUGCACACUUUUCUUCCUGCAGCAGCAAGUGGUUGUUGCUGCCAGAGAGAAAGGAGUAGUGAAUAGCGGACUGAGGGCAGGGGGGGUCAGCAGAUUCCUCCUAGGAGAGAGGGACGAGGCUGUUCCCGACUGGUCCUGAGCACCUCCUUCCUCUCCUGAGCUACUCUGACGGAAGCAAGAACAAGCCAAGGGAACGUCUUCUCCUGGCCGUGCAUUUCACGUCUUUGCGCACAUGGGGUUUUCCUUAUCUUCAAAUUUGUGGGGUUUUUUAAACUGUUUGUAACAUCCUUCGACGGAGGAAGAAUGAUGGUGGCUUCUGUGUCAGCUGGGUCCAAAGCAGAUGCUGAUGCUGCCCUAUCUGUUUUGACAACUCCAGGGAAGCCGGAGGAGCAGCCCUUGGAGAGCUCAGAGUCCUGCCACGUGGCUGAGCAGAAGCUGGACCAUCAGGCCCCGCCCCCCGGGGUCCCCCCCAAAGCCCCUGCCCCCUCGCUUUCCCAGUGGGACACCAAGCGGCGGGCUGUGCCCAGUGGGGAGCAGUUUCCCCAGAGCCUCCCCGUGGACCUGGAGGAGCAGCGCAAGUUCCUGACGGAGCACUGCAUCACCUCCUUCCGCCUCUGCCUCAGCCGCUUCCCUCAGCACUACAAGAGUCUCUACAGGCUGGCCUACCUCUAUGCCUACAGCACAACCCAUAAGGUAAGUGGUGGUGGUGGGAGAGUAGGGCUGAGCGCUGCCCCUCUCACGUGACAUUGCUCUUCUCACUGUCCAGGCCUAGAGCCCCUGUGGGUGGUGGACACGUGGCAUUCCCUAAGCAGCAGUAGCAGCAAUGCCUUGUGGCGGGGAAAGCCUCUGCUCUGGGACUGGGAGGAGCAACACCAGCAACCAGGAGCUCUCAAGAUCUUCUGGGACGAAAUCAAAAUCCCCUCUGCUCUUUGCCACAGCAGCAACGCUCCAGUUUGGCCUUACCUGAAAGCAAGAACCAGCUGCCCCUGCAUCAUCCUGUGAGUUAGAACCUGGAAUGAGCAGGAGUUGCUCCUUUGCUCCCCACCUUCAACCUCCACAGGGAGAAGCUGACUUUGCAGUGUCCAUAUGACAGGGCAAUGUUAGCACAGUCCCUGUAGUGACUGCCUGCUGAGCGUGCACUUCUAGUGUAGCUGUGCUGGCCAUUGUAUUGGCUGUGAUAUGGCCGGUAAGAUGAGGAGGGAUACCCACUGCAGCCGUUUGCUGCCUCUUACCUCCUGGCAGUUCUGCACCUAAAUAAAUAACUAAUUCUGUACAGUGGUGCCUCGCAAGACGAAAUUAAUCUGUUCCGCGAGUCUCUUCGUCUUGCGGUUUUUUCGUCUUGCGAAGCACGGCUAUUAGCGGCUUAGCGGCUAUUAACGGCUUAGCGGCUAUUAACGGCUUAGCGGCUUUAAGAAAAAGGAAACAAACUCGCAAGAACUCGCAAGACAUUUUGUCUUGUGAAGCAAGCCAUAGGGAAAUUCGUCUUGCGGAACGACUAAAAAAACGCAAAACCCUUUCGUCUAGCGAGUUUUUCGUCUUGUGAGGCAUUCGUCUUGCGGGGCACCACUGUAUGACGACGUCCCAUUUGUGUGUUCAGAACAGCUAAACCCUGCAACCUGUGGGAAAUUGUAGGAAUUCAGCAAACUUCGCCUUUGUCUCACUUACUGCUUCUGCUUUGGCUGGUGGUGGUAGGGUGAGGAGGGAGGAGCUGUUAGGCACUGAAAGCCCCAUUCCUAGUUAUGAAACAUCUCAUGCCCCCUCCCCAGCUUCUGAGAUUUUGCUAGGCAUCAGCCCCUCUCAUACAAGCAGGCCUGUGUCUCGGGAGCCAAUAAGCACUUGGUUUACAAAGAAGCAGGCUCAGGGAAGAGGGAAAGCUACCAGGCAGCUGAAUCCUGCACUGUGCUCUGUGCUUGGAUUCCAGGUGCACAGCUCAGCUGAUGUUUUGUAUGCACACAAUUCCCCAAAAUUGCCUGACUUUCUGUUUGCUUUUAAGGCUUCCAAGCUCGCCUUGGGAGUCUUCUUGUACUCUCGGUGUUCAUGCACUUUGAUGUGGAGGCAUUCAAAUUAACAGAAGCAAUAAGAAUGCUCAGUUGAGGUGAGCAACCGAUCAGGGCUUCCUUCCCCCACCUAGAGCCCUCCAGAGGGCUUCCAGACAGCUCCCAUCAGCCCCAGCCAGCACAGGGUACAAUGGUGGGGCUGGCAGGAGUGGGUCCAGAACAUUGGAGGGCACCAGGGUGGGGAGGGCUGUUGAGAAAUUGGAGUUAUGGGGGGUGCUGGCAAUUUGAAAAUAUGUAUUUCAACUGUACUACAAAAGCCUGGCAUUAUCGGGGAGCGGGGAGGCAAAUUUUGUGGUUGUUCAGUAUGGAGGGGCACUGGGUGUAUCCCCUGCUUGUUCCCAGGCAGUGGUCCGGGGACUGGGUGCUUGGUCUCUGGAAAAAUGAGGCUGGUCCUUCGCUGGACGAGGAGGCCCCCAACCCUUCUCUCCUGAGGCUGGGGAGGGGCUUCUCUGCAUGGCUAUAUACAUGCUCUCCAUCACCUCAUUGAACCAAAUGUGAGACUAAACACCAGUUGUUGCACGGAGCACCCUCCCCUCUGGUGCCAUUGAGGGAGCUGCUGCGUUGUCUUGGGAUGUUCACAAACAUUCUUAACUGUGAGGAGGGGAGGAAGGCAGGCCUGGGGGCCUAAGGGGCAGGGGGAGGCUGUGGCAGAUGUGCUGGUUGAGCAGUGGGAGAGGAAAGGAAGGGAGGAAAGAGGAGGCUUCAUCUGCAAUAACCAAACAUCCCCUCCACCUCUCUCCCUCCAACUCCUGCUUCCCCUGCGCUGUCCUAUAUAGAAUCUUCAGUGGGCUCGCGAUGUGUUGCUAGGCAGCAGUCUCCCAUGGCAGCAGCUGAAGCACAUGCCAGCACAGGGUCUCUUCUGCGAGAGGAACAAGACCAAUUUCUUCAAUGUAAGUUGCCUGUACCUGAAACUUGUGGCUGUUUGUUUGUGUUUACAUCUUUUGUAUACUGCCCAAUUAAGAGUGCCCUCUGAGCAGCUAAUCCCCCCCCCCUUCUCAUUUUACAUCUCCUUUUCAUCAGGUAAGUCUGUUAGGAGGCCACCUUCAAAGCAGAGAAGAAUUUGCAGCAAAGCAAAAUGUGUUCCCUACCCACCAGGGAGGAGUGAUGCUUAACAGAGGCACAACUGCUUUCUUCUCCUGCAUGGAAAGAUCCAAGGGGAGGGCAAAGAGUCUUGACAUCCUUCCCAUUCAGUGGCUAGCACACAUCUUGAGCUCCCAAGAGUUUCUGGCCAGACUAAGGAAGGUGCUUGAACCCUGUUAGCAAACUUCUGUUGCUCUCCCACAUGUGCAUGAGGUGGACUUGUGAAUGAAGCUGUCUACAGUAGAGAGGGCUUGUUGACCGGUUAGUAGCUGUCAUGGCCUUUGGCUAGCACAAAAAACUUAUUGAAUGAAUGACUGGUUAGUUGGCCCCUGGAAGGGAGAAGAGGCUCUGCCUGAGGAAGGUUGUGGUGGGGUCUUGCAGGCUCUUCUCUUUAAGUAAAAUGCUUCUGCCCUGCUUUUCUGCCUGACAGCAGUACUCCACAGAAAGAAAAUUAACACACACACAUAAGAUUAAAGAAAAAAUGAGGCCAUGUUAGGUCCAGUCGCGGACGACUCUGGGGUUGCACGCUCAUCUCGCUCUAAAGGCCGAGGGAGCUGGCGUUUGUCCGCAGACAGCUUCCAGGUCAUGUGGCCAGCAUGACUAAGCCACUUCUGGCAAACCGGAACAGCGCACAGAAACACCGUUUACCUUCCCGCUGGAGCGGUACCUAUUUAUCUACUUGCACUUUGACGUGCUUUCGAACUGCUAGGUUGGCAGGAGCAGGGACCUUCUGAUCGGCAAGCCCUAGGCUCACAGACCACAGCGCCACCCAUGUCCCCCUGUCAAUAAGUACUGAAAUAUAAAAGCAGAAACAGGAAUUGAGGGGAGCUGGCAAAUGCACCUGAGUUUAAGCAACACCGAACCAAGCAGAACUUGGGGGGGGGGGCGGGAAGUGUGUAUGUAGAAGAGAGAAAAAGAGAUUUUGCAACCCUUAAGUUGCCUUCAUGUCUGAUGGUGAUUUGUAAAAUGGUCUUUCUUGCAGGGUUGAUAUAAAGGGCAAUGUGGGGAGAAAUGUAACAUUCUCUCCACACCUUAAAGCAGAGCCUGAAUGCUGGUGGCUAUUCUGGAGCUGUAGUGAAGGACAGAGAGAAAAUUGGGGCUGAAAGAUCAAGGCAGAAGCUGUUUGGGUGCCGCCUAGAGGCCACAUUGUACUGUACAGUGAGCAAAACACACACACACACACACACACACACACACACACACACACGACUGAAGGUGUUUAAUGUUUCCAAGGCACGGAAGUCCUUAACACAAGAUUUCCAUGCCUUUUGGUGGCUGAGUUAAAUUGUCAACAUCUUUUCUUUUAAAUGGUUGUUUUUAUGAUCCUAGAAUUCUAGUUCCUUGCCUUGUCAGAUCAACUUGCUCCAUACGGUCCAUGAUUAUUUCACUUUACAUGGACAACAACCAAGCAGAGCAAGAGAGGGUUGGCCAAAGGGUUCCUCCAUCUGCUGCGUCCUAGAUCAUGUAUAUUAUGCCUGGUGCCAUAUUCUGUAAAACAUUUAUGAGAGCACUGUGUGAAAAAGAAAUAGAUCCACACUGCUGGCUGUGACUUCUGCUGCAGGGCUAAUUCCUUGGGGUCUGGUCUUCUCCCUGGUUUUGUGCCACGCUGGGGUGCUCUUCACUUUCGCCCCCGGGAGACUAGCUGGAAGAAGAACCCAUUCCCCCUUCUUAUUCUUCAUCAUCUUUUUCAAACCUUCCCGUCAUCUUUUACCUCUUCAUCAAUAAGAGAAUUUUCUAGGUCUGCCAGGGAGGGAUGCGUGAAAUGUGUGGCUGCUGUUGCCGCCAGAAUCCCUUUUCCUCCUCCGCAUGGGAGUUGAGCCUUUUCAGCAGCCUUCCGCCCCCAACCCCUUAAAGGGUUGGGGUUGGAAUUGCUUCACUGUGUGGGAGAGCCUGGAGGGAAACCAGCCAAUUCCCCUCCUUUCUCUGCCAUCGCUGCCGCCAUUAGGAGUCAGGAUAUCACCCUGCCCCCGGGUCAGUGUCCCUGGGCCAGUUGUCAUCUUUCAAACACUCCUUCCUUGCAGCUAUUUCUGCCAGAAAAGGGUCAGGGUUUGAUUCUUCUGCAAUCCACACUCACCUCUCCAUGUGCCAGGAGAAAUGGGGGUGUUGCAGCCUGGAGUCAGCUCUGGCUCCUACAGAUUGCAGUGCAGUGUUUUUCCAUCCCAAGAAGUCUCAGAUAUGCAGGGCCAUCCAGAUAUGCAUCCAACAUACAGCCACUUUCCCAGUCCCUGACAGCUCAUCAUUUGUCUUCACUCAUGCACCAUGGGGGGUAGGAGGAGUCAGCAAGUCUCUGUCUAGCCCAGCCUUGGCUUCCCAGAUGUUGUUGGGCUACAAGUCUCAUCUUCCAUAGGCAGCAGAGGGGGAUGAUGGGAGUGGUAGUCCAACAUCUGGUAACCCAAGGUUGAGAAAAGCUGGGCUAGCCUAUGAGAUGCAGCCUCAUAGGGGAUCACAGGCCACUCUCUACCAGGGGUGAUGAUGGUUCCCAUCGGCAGGAUUCAGAUAUCAGCCUCCCCUCAAGAAAAUCUACAGGGGGGCUACCCAGACUUCACCAUAUCACCAUUCACUGGGCAUCAGACAGGUCCCCCUUUGUCGGUGUGGCCUUUGGCCAGAAGGUGCUGCUGACGGUCCUGUGCUGUGUAGGUAGGGGUCUGCCUGCUCUGGGAUUCUGGGGCUCCUUAUUUACUUCCUUCUGCUGUGGAGUGGAGACACUUCUCUACCAGCAGAGAAAGGAACAUGGGGACCUACCAGGAUGUUUCUUAUGGUUGGUCUGCGGAGGGUGUCCGCCUUCACCCCAAUUCUCAGCUCCAAAGGAAGGAUGCUCCCGUCUUGGCUCACAGGGAUUUUAGUCAAGGGUAGUUUGAGGGCUGGGUGGAGAAGUUUGCGUCUGCUAUACUCUCUCUCCUCCUCCUCUGCUCUUGUUCUGUUGCUACUAUUGCUGGGUCAAUAUAAUUCUUCGGGCUUUUUGUUGCGUCUGUUGCAUUAGUGCUAGGGGCUUCCUCCUAGCAGACAUUUCAAGUUUGUUUAGAACGGAAAUUAUAUUAUCUAUGGAUAAGAACCAUUUGAAGACUAACUGAAGUGGAUUUGAAAACAGAAUUGUGAUGUGUGGGGUUUUUUAAACAGAAAGAUGCUACGCUGCAGAUGAGCAGUCAUGUCUUGUAGCUGCACAGAGGAGCAGAUUCCCGCCUUCUUGUUGGCUUGUUCAGUGGACAAUUGAGUUGAGGUCAUAUUAUGAUUUCCUGUCAGAAAGCAGGAACGAGGCAAGGAUUCCCCAUGAGGUGCGCUUGGGAUAGGAUCUGCAGAUCAGUGCAACUGUGUCAUCAAGUUCAGUUCUGCAGAUAUGAGCCCUGACUUGUGUCUGGCGUAUGUGUGUGCUGGGCCAGGCUUUCCCUCGGGAACAGUAGCUAAAUAACGUGGCCUCUUUUUAUAAGAAUGAACUACUGUCAGGAUUGGGUUUAGCAGCUGCCCAUCACUUCCACUUUUGGAUUGUCAGCACAAUGUCACCCGCUGUGGCACUGUUUUCUCCCCCCCCCCCCAAAAAAAAUGGGAUAAAAAGGUGCCAAGAAAUUGGUACUUCUCUAAGGAGAUUCAGGUAGUUGGGAUUCUGCUUUCAUCGUCAGCAUCCUCCUAAUCACCAAGUGAUUUAGGCUUCCCAUCUUAGGUGGAUGAAGGCUUCUGCAGUCCAUCUUAUUUCCUAGAGCAGGUUGCAAUAGCCUUGGCUGGGGCAGAUGCUGCUUAUUCUUCCAGAAUCUGGCUUAAUGGCAGUGCUCUUUUCAUGCAACGUAUAGGCAAGGCUCCUGAAAGUCUCUCUCUAUAGUAUUGUAUAAAUGUCUUAUACAGAAACGAACAAGGAGAAACUGAAAAUUGAUGGGAGGUUUUAAAAAGAAAAACGGGAUCUGGGCUCAAACUGUGAGUCAUGUUCUUGAAAUCAGCUGCGUUCAUGACCCAAUCAAGUUUCUGAAGACUGUUGCCACCAAGUUGGCUGCUGCCGAUAGCGUUGGUGUUGUGCUGGGUGCAGGUCAGGCAGCAGAUUUUGCUGGUUAAAAAAAAACAAACCCAAAAAACAAACAAAUCACCUGGGUUCUGUUGUUGGGGCCUUGAUAGAAGCCUUUCAGUGGGAGCUGGAGAGAGUUAGCUCUAGAAACAACAGGUGACUCUCCCCAAAAAGCGACCUGGGGUGAAGUUUUUUUGUCCUCCGUGCCUGGUUCCAUGCGGAGGUGGGGGCUUUUUUGGCUGAGCGAAGCGUGAAACGGGCCAGAAAUUCUUGGAAGCCUCCAAAGGCCGGGCAGAGCUGCCGCUGCUGCUUUGAUGCAGGCAACGCUGGAGCCUGAAAGUGCCCCGGAGAGGCGACGCGUGUUUUCCUGGCUGCGCUUGGGCAACUACGCUUGGGGGAGCCGGGCGGCGGCCGCGGUGCUACAGCAGGUCCUUCGCGGUGACGUUGGUGGGGUGCCCUAGAGGAGAGGGAGAGCGAAGUUUGCGCAGCCCGGCCGAGGCAGAAGCUGGCGGCGCCGCCGCUUGGCUUUGCGCCCUGGCUUCCCUCCGGCGCGGGGGUGUCGGGGAGCUCCGCCUCUCCUCUCUCUCGCUGGCUGGCUGCCUUCCUGGCGGGGCUUCUCGGGGGCGGAGAGCCACGUGACGGGCGCCGUCUCGGGGAAGAGCCCCCGAUGGCAGCGCCAGCGAUGGGCAGCGCGGCGGCUCCCGCUGCCCCCGCCGCCGCCGCCUCCGCGGGGCCUGCCGCUUCGCCUCCGCGCCGCCGCGGGGGAGCCUUCUCCGGGGCGCGGCAGGAGGCGGCCUUGCGGGCGGCCAGCCCCAGCACCACCACCAGGGCGCGCAGCUGCCGGGAGCCGCCCUGUGCCCAGCAUGGUGAGAGCAAGCGAGCGAAGGGGAAGCCCCCGCCUCGAGGCAGCCUCGGGGCUCGGCUGCGCAGCGCCCGGCCUUGUUUGGACGGGGGACUGCGGGGGAAGCCCCGGGAGGCGGGCGGGGGCGGCCCCUGGGCUGGCCGGAUUGCGUGGGAGGAGGAGGAGGCCUGCCGAGCGGAGCGCCGCCUCCGCCUGCAAAUCGCGCGGGUUUCCAGUUAGCAGCGACGCGGCUCUCUUUCCUCGGCUACCGUCGCCUUGGUUUAGGUUGCGUAGGUGCCGAUGGAGCCUUCCCUUCGCCCGCCACCUGCCGGGGAGCCCGAUCGCUUGGCCCGCCGCUCCGCGGCUGACGAGGAAGACGAGUCGGCGUCACCUCUCCGACGGGGCGCCGAGCGCAGCUCUGCUGCUCUGACUUCCCAGGGGAAGAAAUGCGCGGCUCUUUCCGGCCCUGGAAGCAGAGCUGGCUGGGGCUUGCAGGGAGGUCUAGGUGAGGAAACGACGGAGCGCUGGCCGGGCGUGGAGCCCCGGAGAGGCUCCUUUCCUGAAACCUCUCUGGCGGUGCCGUGGGUCCGCUGGAAACACGAGUCCUUGUCUCCAAGCUCUUGGGAUGCUGUAAAUCCCUUGAGCCCGAUCGGAGGUGCGCUGCUGGUGGCUGCUCCAGUGUUUGUGGUCUGUGCCCCAGAGAGCCUUCCCAAUUGGUCCAGCCGAGGUGGAGGAUGGAAAGAACGAGGGAGGGAGGGAUACAGGGAGGAGGACAGGGGGAGACAACUGCUGGCCAGCAGCUGUCUGUCCAUUGAAAGCACAUUUCCCACCCCCUCCGAAAGAAUCCCGAGAACUAAGUUUAUUCAGGGCACUGUGAAUUGUAGCUCUGGGAGGGGUAAACUAGAGGUCCCAGGAUUCUUUGGGGGCACACUCAAAUGCGCCUUGAAUGUAUGGUUAGUAUGGAAUGUUAGUCAAGGAGAAGCUUUGGACUAUGUGAGAAUGUGGUUGCAAAAGUGCCAUGGGGUAUCCAUUGGGUAGUGUCUUAAUGGCACACAGCACACACUCUUCACCUUCCUUUCUUUUUUUUAAUCUUCCAUCAUUUUGUGGACUCUUGUUUGUUUAAAAAACAUUUCUUGAAGGCUGGGAAUUCAGUUGCCUCUUGGGAACUGAAUUACUUGUGUAGCCUUUUACAAAAAAACAGUCCUGCAGGACUUCUGUUUGUUUAGCCCUUUGAGUCCUGUGUACAUUACCUCCUCAAUGGGCAUCUUCUCUGGAUUUUUUAAUCCUCCCUUUACAUGGGGAGUUUGCUGUGCCAGGUCUGCAAAUAGCUCUAGUCAAGCCUAGAAAAGUCCUUAUACUUGCCCUUUGCGUGAUGUCUUGGAUAACAAAGUUAAGAUCAAGAAUGUCUGCCCUGCAAUGGAAUGUCAUGGUUUGUUUGUUUACAUGUUCUCUGGGCCUGAUGAAGCUUUUCAGUUUCAGCUUGGAAAUUCUGAAUGAAUUAAUUCCAGUUGCAUUUCAUAUAUUGAAACUGCAGGUGGGGAAGAAACUUUUGUCCAAAGCUGUCACUAGGCCUCCUCAGAGACCCAGAGAGGCCCUGGCCACUUUCUGCUUUUGAGGCCCCCUAGAUAGAAUAAAAAUUAAAGUGGCAACCCAAAAACAAGGCAUGAAAAAUAAAAUGAGGUAUAUUCACAAAUGCUGUUUUAGCUGUGAGCGUGUGCCACAUUUGGGUCAGGUGUGCAUAAAAACAGGUUGUGAAACUCACCGAAUGCCAAAAAUUAAAAAAAAUAAAUGCCUAAAUAUGAGGCUCCCUUUGAGGUUGUUGCCCUGGGCAAACAGCCCUCCUAUCGCUUGCAACAUCUGCUUCCCACCGUUGAUGGUUUCCUCCUGGUUUCUUCCCCUGUGCAGGGAAUCUGGCGCAUCCCCGUGGAUGAAAUUGAUCGCCCUGGUAGCUUUGCCUCUCACAUGAACCGCUCCAUCGUCCUUCUGCUCAACGUCUUGUCGCAGCUCAAGGAUUACAACACCCUGCUGAAAGUCUCAUCUAUGCUGCAGAGGACCCCCGACCAGGGAAAGUGAGGACGGCCCAGGUUUCUUGUUUCUGGCUUGAAAUGCUAAGAUACUGACCCCUCCCCACCCCCAUGGCCGAAACCCUUCUUAGCUCUUACAUAUAUUAGUUAGAGAAUAACAAUGGUUGGUUUGCAAAAGUGUUUGUUUUCAGCCUUGAAGCCUCGCUGUCUAGACUGAACAAGCUGUAUCUUGGCUUUAAUGCAGAGCAGUUCGUCAAAAGCCAAAUCCGGGCACUUUCCUCCCCACUGUAUACCCUGCAAAUCUCUUGUCAUUUGUAGGUCCCCUUCAGCUGCUCUCAGUGUUGAAAAUGAAUAUUAAAAAUCCUUUCCAGGAAAGGAGAGAAGCAAAAAGAUAGGAAGAGGAUACAGUUGAGGGUGGGGGAAUAGAGAUUACAGAGGUGCUGGUUCCUGGCUUUUGUACCCUUGGAGGCCUUUUGGAAGUUAUUCCCACCACAAGAGUUCAGCAAAUAACAUCAACUGCAUUUCCAGCACCUCAGAAACCACUCUUCCAUCUUUGACUGCUCAAAGUAAUUGAGCUCUUAAGGUGGGAAUAUGCUCAUUUUGAAGAAGCAUGUGGUGUGCGUGUGUCACAGAUCAAAAUCGCAGAUAGGCUCCCUCACAUUUUUCUUUCACAGUAGCAACAGCAGUUAACAGUUCCAUAUUUCCAUCCUUUUUGCUUUUUCUCGUUUUGUACAUCGGAUGGCAUUGCUGGGAUCUCUUUCCUUCCCCCCAUAAACUGACAGUGUAGAUCCUUCGCUGGCUUUAAUGGUUUUGAGGUCUUUUAGCAGAGCUAAAUGAAAGACACUCAGUCCUGAUUCCUUUCAAUAGAGCAACUUUCAGGACCACGUUUAAAGUUCUCUGCAUAAGGACACUGCCUCAUACUGAAAUAGGUGGACUCAAUAUCGCCUGCACUGACUGGAGAUGUCAAUGAGGAUUGAACCUGCAACCUUCUCCAGGCAAAGCAGGCCCCUUCCGCCUGCACUCUGGCCCCUUCCCCACAAUGGUAAGGGUCUCAAUCCCCUGCACAUCCCUCAGUCAAGAGGCAGGCUGAGCACCUUCCAGUGGCCAAAAGCAGAUGAACUGAAAUAUUUCAUUUGGGGGAGGGGGUGGAAUCAAUGAAGUGUGGUUUAAACGUUACAUUCAAGCAUAUUCAAUUCAAGCUUUGCUGCAGAAUCAAUGUUUUCUGGACGGCUUGAAAAUUGAUUAGAUUUCAAGAAAAACACAUGAAGGCUCUGAAGAGUGCCAGCAUACUAAAUUUAGCGUGGGUUAACAGCUGUGCUCAUAAAUAUAUCUGCUUCCUAGGGAUGGCCCCUUGGAAAAAGUUAAUAACCGCUUUAUGUUAGAUUUGACUGACAUCCUAUCUCUUCCAGUUCUCCUGUUUGGCAUGUAUUGCGUGCAUUCAUUGUGCUAAUAAUUAAUUUUAUGAAACAAUGCAUUUCUAAAAAGAAGAAAUCUUCCGCCCACAUCACUGCUGGCUUCUGGCUGCUGUCGGUUCUUUGGGUGGAAAGUGGUUUAGGGAGCCAGCGUGGUAGAGCAGUGCUAUGGUAUAGGGGGAAAGGGGGGCAGGCAGGAAAAACACUUCAUCAGUUCCAUACCUCCCGCACUGAAAUAAGCCAGAACCCCCAAAUUCCCAGCUUUCAUUUUUUUAAACAAGCAAGCAAAUCUCUAACCCUUGUUUUUGUUUUUCAUAAAUUGAAAAUGCCUCUUGAUUGCGAAGAACCUCAGAGUGGGAGUCGUAGGGCCCAAUGUGAGGGGCUAAUUGUUCACUCAGUUGUUUGGUGAGGAUCUUGCCAGUUCCUCCCUUUUGGGUUUUUAAACCAAUGAACAAAGCUAUAGCAAUGGCUGACAUUUAGGAAAGCAAUCUAACUUAUUUAUUUUAUAAAAAUAUACUGCCCACUCACAUAAAAUAUAAAUACAGUGCACAGCAGUAUCUGCAAAUACCAUAAAACAUACAUUAGUAGUAAUAGUAUUAUGACUACUACUGCCGCUACUACGGCUGCUGCUGUUUUUGUUGUCAUCGUCAUCAUUUGUUACCCUCUCUUCACCCUAAGGUCCCAGGAUGGGUUACAACAUUAAAGCACAAUAUUAAAAAAAGUUUUGAACAACUAACUAACUAACUGGCAAAAAACAUCCAGAACAUGUGUGACUGUCCGUGUGUGAUUUUUACUUGCCAGUCACUGCCAGCAGGCAGAAACAGGCUAAGUUUCCGCCCUCCUCUCUAGGCUGUCUUUUUGCCUCCAUGGCUGCCAAAUGGCCAAGUUUCUCCUUAGAGCCUUUGCUCAUGCAGAACUUCUAUCAUGGAGUGCUGCUGCAUUGCAGUCCUCCUCUAUCCAAUACUCUAUUAAUUUUUUUUCCCAGUUUUCAAUUUAACAACAAUAGUCCUCCUUUACAUUUGUAUCCCUCAUUUUGACUUCCCUCCACUCCUCCUCUGGUUACAUAGUGAAUACGUUUAAUUAAACUGCACGUCUCCGUUAACAUCUUUUUUAAAAAAUUCUAUUUACUUCCCCCCCCCCAAGAUCACAUUUUAAAUGCUUGAUUUUAUAUUAAUCCUGCUAAUGUAUUUAGUUGUUUACAAUGAUUCUUUAAAUAAUCUACAUAACAUCCCCAUUCUUUAAUAAAAACACUUUCUUCUUGAUAUCUUAUUAUUCCCAUACGUUUUGCCAUUUCUGCAUAUUCCAUGAACUUUGCUUGCCACUCUUCCUUGAUUGGGAUGGUGUCCAAUACUCUCAAUAGGACUGUAGGCCCCUUCUGGGGGACAAAUGGCGGGGGUACCCUGGAGAAUUGAAACCGCCAUACCUUUUCCUCCUCCCUUCCUUUCUCUGCCUAUUGGAGAGCCACCUGGGUUGGUGACAAGUGAAUUGCUGAGGUUAUUGAGGUUCCCAGCGUUGACUGUCACAUCUAAUCACAGCUGCACCUUCAUUUCCACUUGUAUGUUAGCAACAGCAGCCCCCUGCUGUUCAGCUGUUCAGCUGAUUAGCUUCUGAGGAUUCCCCUUAGUUAAGAAAACCUCUUUGACAAAAAGAGGAGCUUUCGCUACCUGCCUGUCACAGAGGGAGCACCAUGGCUGAGGCUCUUCCUCCCUCCAUAAUUUCUGCCUGAAGAAUUGCUCAUCCACUGAUGGGCAGCAUCCAUCAAAACUAACUUUUAAUAAAUUAGGAACUUAAUUUUACAGUGUUGUUUGGCAAAGAGGAAACAGUUAGAAAGUCAAAGUCUUUCUUAACCUGGAUGCCUCUCGAUUUCCUCUGGUGAUGAAGGUUCAUUAUCUAAGCUUAAAAUAAUAAAAAGUUAUCUGGGAGAAUUGAUUGUGGCCCUAGGAGGUCAACUUGAUUGCUAUGCAUUAAGAAUAAGUUGCUUGGUUACUCCCUUUUUCAUGAUGCUAGGCAAUGCAUCUCUAAUUGUGGGCCUCAUUCAGUGCCAAGUAGCUGAUACGGCCAAUUCCAGCCAGUCCAUUGCCCAGGAAAUCUUGAGAGUACAAAGCCUUCCAUGCCCCUUCAGUGCCUUGUCUGAGAUGUUCUUCACUGUGUUUGGCUCUCUGGAGACUGGCUGGCAUGUUUAUUUAGCAGUGGAUUAAUUUACUCCAUCAGGGUCUAAUCUGGGGCUGUCUGCAGCAGCAUGUUAGGGGAAAUGGAAUCAUCAUCACUUCAGUUUUUAUCUCUGCGCAGGUGAAGCAGAUCUGGCGAUGCUCUGUGUAUGGAUUUGAGUAGAUUUCCUGAGUUGGUGCAUGGAAAAGACAAACAGCCUUUUUGCGUGCUGGUGCAACAGGAAGGCGUUCUGGAGUUCAGGACAGGCGUAGCUAAGAAGCCCAGUGGAUGUCAACAAACCCAGUUAGAAGCCAAACAUGUUGAUAUUAAGCAUGAUUUCUAAAAGGAUUUAAAUAUUUGUUUGGGAGCUUUUGCGUGGGUACCCGAUGUUGGAAGCAAAUGUGGGAGGAGUGUCUUUUUCUAUGUUCAUUGUUCCUCUUUAAAUAGAAGGCUACAGGCUUUUAAGAGCAAAGCAAGUCAGGCUUCGCUGUUGUGGGCAAGGGCAUGCACAUGGUGAAGCAGCAGUGUGGUUGCCCUCCUUGCCCUGUCCCUGGGCUAGCCUUGCCCCAAAUGGUUGCGGGUUGAAUAUAGAAGGAACUCCUCCUCAUGAGCAGCUGCAACACUCAAUACCACUGGGGGAGGGGGCAGCAUCAUGACCCCACUCCUGAGUCCCUAUGUGGGUGCCCUACAUAUGAGUAACACAUGGAUCUCCUGACAACACAUGCGGGUGAAAACUCAAGGGACGUCCACUGAUGGGACUCGACCUAAGCAAGGGAUAAAGAGAUGAUGGUGCGGACAGUAGCUAAGGAGAGACCUUCCAGCCUGUGUAGGAAGCCAUGAGAAAGACCAAGGCAGUGUUUGCAUGAAUGCCAUGCAAAUACUGUUGGAGGUUAAUGGAGGAGGAAGAAGGGCCUUGCUCAAGGCCAGGAGUGUUAGGCGCUGCUGGUACCUCCAGGGAAUCCUCAGCUAGUAGCCAUACACUCUGAUGAUGGAGAAGGCAGGCCUGGCAGACACUAUCUCUUUCACAAAAAUAUUGCUGGGAUGAGGAAAGGAGCCGCUGCUCCUGUUUCUUCCUUGCAUCAAUUCCCCGCUUGGUGCAGAAGCCUUGGAAGGCUUGGUAGGCCUCAGAAUGGGGCCACACAGUGAGGGGCGUAUCUUUGGAAACAGCCUCCUAAGAUCUAGAGGCGGUUCCUAGUGAGUUACUGAGGGAUACGCAACAUUCUUGUGCUGGCCUGCUUAGAUUCUCAGCAUAGCCGAAGGAUUUAAACAUAGUCCAUGCCAGCACGUAAUCAUUUGUGGCUCUUAAGACUGAAGCUGCCGCUGGAUAAAAUCGUGAAAUGGAUGUAUUGUUGGGCCUUUGCUUCUGGCUUUGUGUGAGAGCAGUCGAAGGAAGUUUGUUUUCUUUAAGCAAGCUCACUAGACUGGAGUGAAACUUCUUUAUUGUGUAUGUGUAUGAAAGAAAAAGAGACACAUUUGUCUCAGGUUAAGGAAAAACCAUUGUAGUCUUCGGUGCAUUUUGAACAAAAUGAUAUCUUGGGGACAUCUGAAGAGUCCUUUAACUGGAUUGGGCCACAGGGGGCAUCUCCUCCUGGUCUCAACAGUAGCCAGCCAGGUACUUCUUGGAUGUCCACAAGCAGCAGCUGAGUGCAAAUGGCUCUCUCUCCACGUGUGAUUCCCAGGAACCUGGUAUUCAGAGGGAUCUGGUGGUCUUCUGAAGGUAUUUUCAGUCACAGUGGUGAGAUGUGGUUAGGAUUAACCCUCCUUUGAAGGCUGGUUUGUCAGAAACUGGGUGGGCAAGACUGUCUCCCUUUCUUUUAGCACAGAGCACCAUGGUUUUGUUUGUAUUGUGGCUCAGCUCACGUCUUGUUUGUGCAGUUAAAAGAUGCUUCUGGAAAUUCGAGAGCUUUUUGGUUUAAGGGCUAUAGGCUCAUAAAUAUUCAUCAUCAGCCAAGCUACCUAUUUAGCAUCGUUGGAGUUCACAUGGUUAGGCGGGAGACAUCUUCUCCACCAGUCCAAAAUGAAUAUAUUUCAAGGCAGGCCUUCUCUAUGUCAGGAAUGAACUUGAAUAGCAAAUGAUGUCGUAGCCUUGGGCCUGAGCAAAGCACCAGUGGUGGGAAGGGAAACUCUGGCCAGGUUGAGCCAAGUGAACUAUGGAUUCUUAGUUUUGUCCUUUGAAAGGGGUGUGCGGUGGCCAGCAGUUGCUUCAUCAAGGUGGUUUUUGGAGACAAGAGAAAUCCAGCAGGAUCCAGAGCAUAUGCAAAUGCUGUCUCCUCGAUUUCAAAUGCAUCUGCAAGUCCUGUAAUCAAAUGCCUUCCUGCCCUCUUUUUGCCCUGUGCUGCAGGAAGUACUUGCGGGAUGCAGACCGCCAGGUCCUUGCCCAGCGUGCCUUCGUCCUCACGGUGACUGUGCUGGAGGACAUGCUGAAUGAGCUCACCGAGGUAAGGCCCUAAAAUCCCUGCAUGCUUCUUGGUGGGGGGGGCGCCCCUCCUAAUUCAAGGGGACAAAUUCUUUGUCUCUUUUAAAGGUCUCCGAAGAUCCAGACUCCAAGUGCUGCAGUUUUUUUGCGUCCAGGAUGACGACCGACGUCUCUAACAAAGCAAAUGCGGAAGAAGGACAGGAAACCCUCCCGCAAAAGGCAGCCUUGUCUGAAGGCGGGGUGGCAGCUUAUGGUACAGAGAAUGGGGUGAAAGAAGCCGCCCAGGGGGUGCAGCAGACCCCCACCGCCAUGGACACAGCAGAGCUACGGGAGGCAACCCCUGAGGGAGAAGCAAAAGAGGCUCCCCAGCCGGGCUCAACGGAGCUCAUGGACUCGGAAGGAUAUUCUGAGGAUCCUGAAAAAAUGGGCUCUUCCUAUAGAGGCCCUGAGUCGACCCGAGGGCUGCCCGGGCGGAUCCCUAAGGACAAAAGCUUAGAGAGCAGCCGGACGGCCGAACUGUCCUUGGAGGAGCUGAGCAUCAGCUCUAAGCACCAGCAGUUGGAGGCGGCCAAAGUCCGCGUCCAGGCAGCUCCGAUGGAGGAAGUCAGCCAGAGGCCAAGCCGGAAAAGGAAACUGAUCGAUGACACAGAGUCGGGGAAGACCCUCCUCCUGGAUGCUUAUCGUGUGUGGCAGCAGGGUCAGAAGGUCAUGACUUACGACCUGGCCAAGAUCGAGAAGAUCAUGUCUGAGACGUACAUGCUCAUUAAGCAAGUAAGCAGCAGGGUUGAAAUGUGCCUUUGCUGUCAUGUUGGGCAGAAGCUGACAGGGUCUUGUAUUAUUGUUUGUGUUGUUUUAUUAGUUCCACGGUGACCGAGGAAGAAUGCUGGUGGCUGUCACUGUGGCGGCUUGGUGUGGGCUCUCAGGAGAAGCUCCUUGGGUUCUGAGGACUACAUGGGUGGUGAUCAGUCCCCAAAUGGUCUCGUUCUUAGAAAAUCCAGGGAACUGAGGCAACACCCUCUUCCUGGCCUGACCUAUCUGUUUAUGCUAAGCCCCGUGGGCCAGGAUCAGCACUGCACCAGUUGGAGCUCUGGUCAGUUUCCACAUUGCCCAUUUAUUUUUCCAGUAUAAUUUUUAAUCAGUGAGGCACAGUACUGCAGACAAAACCUCCUAGCAGCAGCAGCAGCAGCAUGACUGUCUCUUGCAAUGAUGCAGAGGCAGGGCAGGGCAGGCCAGCAGGGAAGUGUGGGUGGUGCAGGUCCAAUCAGAACUAUCCCAGGCUACACCCAUCUAUUCCACUCACAUACCAUCCCAGUCUGUGGCAGAAGCACCUCUGCCAGGGGGCUGGGCCUGUAGCGCCACUCCUCAACGUUGCCCCCCUGGUCAGGCCAUUGGGGGUCAUUAAAGCAGCCGCCCAGGAGGGACACAACACAAAGUCCGAUUGAAAUUUUGCAAAAUGAAUCCACUCGCCAAGACUUCGAUUGCAAGUUGCAUUGUAGCAAAUUUCAAGUGAGGGUUUGUUGCCUUUUGGCUCUGGAGGUUGCCUUUCCUGUGGGCAAUUGUGGACUUGCUUCUGCUCAUGGUGUGGGUUUCUUUCUGCAGGUGGAUGAAGAAGCAGCCUUGGAACAAGCUGUCAAGUUCUGCCAGGUGCACGUGGGGGCCUCUGCACAGAAGCAAGUAAGUUCCAAGCUUGCAAGGCUCUUGAGCACCACCAGGUGUGUGGCAUCCUCAGGCUUGCAAGAGAAGGAAGCAGAAGAUCCCCCUCCAGCUUUGGGGCCAUUUGCUCUCCUUUUCGUCAUACAUAUAGCAUUUUUUAAUUUUUAUUUUGUAUUCCUCCUCUCCAUAGUUCAAAUUGUAAUUAUAAAAUAUGCAUCCGUCUGGAAUUGAUGUGGAGGAUUUUCCAUGAUGAUGAUGUGUAUUGCAAGUAAGAUUUGUAUACAGUGGUACCUCGGGAUGCGAACGAGAUCCAUUCCGGAGCCCCAUUUGCAUCCUGAAGCGAACGUAACAAGCGAUGGCGCGUCUGCACGUGCGCGGGUCGUGUUUUGCCGCUUCCGCGCAUGCGUGUGACGUCAUUUUGAGCGUCUGCGCAUGCGCGAGCGGCAAAACCCGGAAGUAACGCGCUCCGUUACUUCCGGGUUGCCGUGGAGCGCCACUCAAACGCUCUCAACCUGAAGCACAUUCAACCCGAGGUAUGACUGUACAGGUAUUUGAAAUCCGUUAUUUUGUUCAUGUUAAUAGCAUGACGAGAUCUACAAUAUUUCAGUCACAGCUUGUUUGGUCACCCAUCUGGGAUGUUGCAGCGGGACAGCCCCUGCCUGGAUCAGGGGGUGGCCUCUAAGGUGACCCCUUCUAACUUUGUAACCCUUAGUAACCCAAAGUCCACCAGGCUGAAUUCAUCUGGCCACUGGAAUUCUUCUCAUUUGGCACAUGGCUAGAUUUCUCAUUCUCUUGUCUUGAAAUAAGCAUACUCAUUCCAUGAAAUGUGAUAAAAUUAUUGCAUAUUGAAUAUUGUAGUUUUGUUUUUAGUUUCGCUACCUGCUUAGUAAACAGUAAAGUUUAGUGAGGCUUUUUGAGAUGUUUUUCUUCACUUUUGUUUUGCUUUUCUCAGCUCUGACUUUCUUCUUAGAAGGAGGCUUCAGACAGGUUCUUGACUUGGGUGGAAUUUUGCCUUCCCUUCUCUCUAAAGCUGGGAGAGGGGGAUGGUGUUCAGCAUAAAUUCUCGGGACCUUACAAACAGCUUUCGACCGUGGUGCCCUUUAUUUUUCUUUAAUUGUUCCAUCUGUGUGGAAUAUCAUCUCCUUGAUUAGAAAAUCAAAAGGCCCUGAAGUACAAAUGUUCCAGCAUAACCCACUAAUUAGCCCCCUUGUUCUCCGUGCCUCUUGGGGCUGCCGUGUUUGAAAAAUAACACCAUUGCAGUUGUUAAUUGCUAGCGUGCAUUGAGGAAGUUAGCAGUCAGUGUGUGAAGCAGCCCGCUCAAGCGAAUUGGCUUGAUUAACCCCCUUGUCCUUUCACAAGCCAUUCAUGUUCCUGGACAAGCAAGCUGGUGAUUCUCUCAGGAGGAAAACACUCCUCCCUGCAGCCCCACCAACUGGGGAUGCUGCUUGUUGUUGUUGUUUAGUCAUUUAGUCGUGUCCGACUCUUUGUGACCCCAUGGACCAGAGCACGCCAGGCACUUCUGUCUUCCACUGCCUCCCGCAGUUUGGUCAAACUCAUGCUGGUAGCUUCGAGAACACUGUCCAACCAUCUCGUCCUCUGUCAUCCCCUUCUCCUUGUGCCCUCCAUCUUUCCCAAUAUCAGGGUCUUUUCCAGGGAGUCUUCUCUUCUCAAGAGGUGGCCAAAGUAUUGGAGUCUCAGCUUCAGGAUCUGUCCUUCCAGUGAGCACUCAGGGCUGAUUUCCUUCAGAAUGGAGAGGUUUGAUCUUCUUGCAGUCCAUGGGACUCUCAAGAGUCUCCUCCAGCACCAUAAUUCAAAAGCAUCAAUUCUUUGGCGAUCAGCCUUCUUUAUGGUCCAGCUCUCACUUCCAUACAUCACUACUCUCAUGUGAAUGCAAUUAGUUAGGCUCCCCACCUAAAGAUGUCCCAGUAGCUCAUUUCAGUCUUGUUGGUGCUGCUGGGCUUUGUGGGUUCUGACAGCCCUGAAGGCCAGCUGGUGGCAACCAGUCCUAGCUCAGGGCCAGAACACUUGCUUUGCAUGCAGAAGGUCUCCACUCAGACCACCAGCAUCAUCUCUGGGUAGGCCUGGCAAAGAGGCCUGCCUGAAACCUUUGGUGAGCCAUUGCUGCCAGUCAGUGUAGAGAUGACGCCAAGUUAGAUGUCUUGGGGUCUGCUUCCUGCCUUCCUGAGGUGAAACCCCUUUAAUACCCUUCUUCAUGUGCCUCCUUCACUUAAGGUCCAGAGGGUGUCAACACAAAAAUGGGCCUUUUCUGUAGUAGCUCCCAUUUGUGGAACGUCCUCCCCAGGGAGGUUCAGCUGGCACCUUCAUUACAGUGGUACCUCGGGUUAAGAACUUAAUUCAUUCUGGAGGUCCGUUCUUAACCUGAAACUGUUCUUAACCUGAGGUACCACUUUAGCUAAUGGGGCCUCCCACUGCCGCCACACGAUUUCUGUUCUCAUCCUGAAGCAAAGUUCUUAACCUGAGGUACUAUUUCUGGGUUAGCGGAGUCUGUAACCUGAAGCGUCUGUAACCUGAGGUACCACUGUAUAUAUGUUUUAGGUGCCAGGUGAAAACAUUCCUCUUCACCCAGGCCUUUGGCUGAUUAAUAUUCUACAGCCUUUUAAAUGGGUCUGUGGGAAGAGGGGUUUGUUGUUUUGUUUUGAUUAUUUUACUUGUGUUUUUCUCUUGCGUUUUAUUCUGUGAACCGCCCGUAGUAACGAUGUCACCAAGGGGGAAGGGGGAAACUGCGCUUGGGCUGAAAUCCCCUCUUCCCCCUUGCCUGGGAGCGAGUCCCACUGAACUCAGCCUUCUCUAAAGGUCCCUCUACCCCUGUGGGAGCAUUGGGAUCGGUGCCUGAGGCUCCCCUCUCUGGACCACCACCAGCAGCCAUUAGGGUGGGGGCAAUAUGGAUGGGGCUUCCUCCACGGUGGCCUUUGUGAGUUGGGGCCACAGAGGGAUGCCUCCUCCAUAUUCCUCCCAACCUCUGUCCUUGUCAUUGUAAGUUGGCUUGUGAGGUGUUCAAUGGGUAAUUUAAAUAAAUAAGCAAAGGUGCUCGGGUUUGUGCAGAUGCAGGGGGGAGGAACUGAGGUUUUGACUGCCUGGGUCCCAUAAUGCCGCCUCUGCAAAGGGUGUUUUCCUCAUGCAGCCUUGCCUGCCUCUGCUCCAGCUUUGCAGUCUCUGACCCCCACCCCCUGCAAUGCGCUUGUGCCUUAGGAGAUGCCCGUUAGCAGCGGGUGGGAGGGAGGAGGGCUCCUCUGCUAAUUGCAGGCCUUGUCUUUCCUCGCUGGGAUUUGCCUUUCUGAGAGACUCCCUCGGAGCUGAGGCUGCAUGUUCUUAACAUGCUUGGAGGAGCUGUAGGAGCCAACAUUUCUCUCCUCUUGCGUUUUGCUUCAUUUCUAUUACUGUCUAGAAGAAGGGUGUCUUUAUCUGCACGGGAUGGGAUGGGGAGGAGAGCAGCUUGGGCCAGGGAAGAGUCUCUGGGCAUCAGCUGGAAGGAGGAGCCGUGCCACACCUCCACGGAGAGUUGGCCCUCCGGACUCAUUUCAGCAAGGGGGCACUUGGAACCUCCCGCUACCAGUUCACUGACCCAGAUGUGAACCAGCAGUCCAUGUCUCCUGCCUCAGCCAGUUGCCCUUCUUCCUCUGUUUCUGAGGUGUAUCAAAUGCCAUUUCCCCCCCAAAGUAUCUCUUUUGAAGAAAAAUAUAAUCCAUUUUGUCUUGACCUUGGGAACUUUGACUAAUCCAGAUUAAGCAGUAAUGACCAGUUUUUGACCUUGGGGCUUGUGGGCAGGUUGGGAAGAGAACGUGUGAGAAAAGUUGGUGUGUGACCUUCUUUUCUUGGUUAAUCUGCUUAGCGUUGUAGAAGCGAUGCUGAUGUUUGGCUCCCAGGCAAUAUAUCCCCUUGAAAUUUGUGCUUCUUCCUGCCAACCUAGCAGUUCGAAAGCACGUCAAAGUGCAAGUAGAUAAAUAGGUACCGCUCUGGCGGAAAGGUAAACGGCGUUUCCGUGCGCUGCUCUGGUUCGCCAGAAGCAGCUUAGUCAUGCUGGCCACAUGACCCGCAAGCUGUACGCCGGCUCCCUCGGCCAGUAAAGCAAGAUGAGCGCCGCAACCCCAGAGUCGGCCACGACCGGACCUAAUGGUCAGGGGUCCCUUUACCUAUUGAAAAAAUAGCAAUUUAUAUGCCACUUAAUUAGAGUUGACUCUCUGUGGUGUACAACUAACUCAGUACAAUACAGCUAAAAAUCAGUAAAACUAUAAAAUCAGGAUACAGUUCAUUUUUAAUUCCUUGACCCUAUUGAUUCUUCUUUCCCCAGAGCCUCUUGGUAUUUGGAGCUCCAGGGUGGAGAAGGUCUUUCCUCUUGCCCUGAGCUGGCUGCCGCAGCAGCCUUUCCCCCUCUCCUUCCUUACGGCCUUUGCUUGUCUCCUCCUCCAGGCUACAGGGGAAGCACCCACCACUCCAAAGCACCCGAAGGACAGCAAAGAGAUCUGCUUCCCAGCCGCCCCCGCCUCUCUGACGCCUCCUGCUGGGACUGCCUACUCCCUGGCUUCAGAGGCCCUCCUGAGAGCAGCAGCUGACCUGCAGGCCAAGCCCAAGACAGCUUCUCCCCCAUCCUCCUCCUCGUCUUCCUCCUCCUCCUCCUCUGCCAGCGUGCUGCUACUGCUGCCGCCCCAGGAGCAAACCGGGGCAGAGAGUGUCGAAGAGGCCCCUGUUGUCUCCAGCUUGGCCUGUGGUGAGCUACAUCUUUGUAGAGAAGCUUUAUAGAUUUGCCCAAAGCAUCUGUGCAUCCCAGCAUCAUUCUGUCCGUAAAACAUGUCUGUGGUUUCUGGCUUGGGCGGGGGGUGGGGAGACUAUUUUUGACACGGCUCCUCAAACUACAGCUCACCUUCCUUGCUCCCGUGUGGCUCUUUGCACGGAAGGGUUGAAAUGCUGCGUGCAAAAGAAUGAAGGUGAGGUCACAAGCGGCUUGGCACAGAAUCCCACCAGAAUUUGCUUGUUUUAUAUUUAUAAAAAUACUUACUGUAAAGAUGGAUCGCAGCGGUUUGCAACAAUAUAAAAACACAGAGCUGGCAGUCAAAUUGUAAAAACUUAAAAGCAAGAAGAAAUUUCAAACCUGAAUUCCACCCAGUGUCUGUGCACUAUUGUCCAAAGGAUGCAGAGAUGGCAGCUGGACCCAUUUAGAAUGUUUUGGGUCCAGCUUCAGGAGGGACGAUGAGGCAGUGCAGCACCCCAGCCCAAUUCUCUUCUGCAUACAUCAGCUGCAGAUCCUCCCAUGCAGGGUUUGGGGAGUUGAGGAUUUCUCAUUAUCUUGGUGGGGCAGGGGGGCAGGUCAGACCACCGCUUGAUGUGGUGCACUGCAAGGAACCACAUCCCUGCCUGCCUGAGCCAUGUUCUGGGUGCGCUUGCUCCUUACACGGUUGAGCUUGGUUGGAAAUUUAGUCACUGCAACGAAAACCCCAGGAGGGACGGACAAGCUGGUAGUAGCCACAUGGCUGUGAUGAACCACGAGUGGCUGAGAUGGGAGCAUUUGGAUCCUUGUGUCCUUCAGGCAGAGAGCUGAAAGCAUGAAGCCUUUUGGGGGUGGGGGGAGCUUUGCAAUUGCUAAAGUCUUGCCUUCCUGAAGGUAGCAAAGAGCUACUGCUGCCGCCGCCACCCUGCAGCGGUUUUGUUUUUGAGAGAAGGGGCUCGCUGAAAUGAUGUCCCCUGUUUGUGGGCGUUAUGUGUGAAGUGCAAGAUGAGCUGGUGAGAAUAGGAACCGCCAACUAAUGAAGUCGUGAACCCCAAAGCACCAGCUCUCAGCAUCUGCGGGUGCUGAUGGGUUUCCCUGGCAACAGGUUGGGAAGGAGAGGUGGAGGGGGCUGUUGGCACCUCCGAGGUUUCUCUCUUCAGCCUGUUUCUUCUUUGGUAAAAGCAGGGAGAAGGAGGAAGGCCUGGCCUGCCUUGCCCCUCUCACGCAGCUGUGCCAACGGGGGCUGCUUCAGGCUGAGUCUCUGAGGGCUUUGGGGGUCCAUCCCUGAAAUCUCAAAAGCCAUCUCUCUGUGUGUGUACGCACUCAGUAGCUACAACUCUGGUUUUCUUUUCGAGAGCAGUACUUGAGUUGAAGUGCUAGGCAUUUGAAGAUGACUUACAUCUCUGCCCUGUUGUCUGUUUUGCUGUGGAGGUUAUGGAUAUCCCUGCACUUGAAUUAUUUUUCCCCAGAGGUUUCGCAAAAUUGGCAUUAAAAUGCACAACACCAGAAAACGAGCUUCUGAUCUCCUCUAGAGCGCCCCCCCCCCCCAUUCCCUCUGCCGAUUCAGACUCCUGGGACCUCGACUCCACCUCCCAAGGAGAAGGAAGUGUGUGUUUUGUGUUCAGAUAGCCGUAGCAGAGCCCAGCAUCUCAUAGCCCAGGUUCCAACAGUGGGAGUGGGACCCCCCUCCCCCCCGAAAUGUUUCAGGCAAGGCAGCCCUUGAGUUGACUCUGCAUUCUGGCCUGCACAUUUUUACCUGAAUUGGAUACUUCACAGAGCAGUGCUCUUACUCUAGAGGAGGUGCAGAGAUCCUUUGUGCCUCCAGAUGUUGCUGACCUAGAGCUCCCAUCAUCCCUGGCCAUGCUUGCUGGGGCUGAUGGGAGUUGUAGUUCAGCAACAUAUAGGGCCAGAUGUUUCAGUUCCAGUUAGAUACAAGGUUGAGAGGAUGUUGCUGCACCUCUUCUUGGGAGCAGUCCCCAUGUGACAUUCAACUCUCACCCUCAAGUGCCAUGUCUAAGAGCAUAACGGGGAGGUUUGUGUCUGUUUCUGAGAAGGACAUCGGCCCCAUUGAAAUGACAUCUUUUGCUUAUGAAGAACCUCAUGAAAGGAAGCACCCUUCCCCUUUCAGCUGACAUGUGUCUCUGAUUCCUCUCUAAAUGAGCUAAUUUCAGUUGGGGUCAUGGUGGCUGGAGGUGAGUGGACUUGGGACUGUGGUCUACACACACCCCAUAAAUGCCCCACUGAAAUUAAGGGCACAGUUUGCUCUGGGAGGGCCAGCCUAGCCUUCCUGAGUUGGACUACCAAGGACCCACUUGGUGGAAGGAGAGCUAAUCUGGGUUGUGGCCCCUCUUCCUGAGGCAGUUGGAAGGCUGGGCCUGAUUCUGACCAGCUGCCCUUCAAGGGGAGGAGGACCUCAAGUCUUGCCUAAGUCCUAAAGAGCUGGGCUCCCAACUGCCUCUGCUUUCAGAUGCAGAUAUGUGAUAGAUACUUAGGACUAGCAGAAGCAAAGCCAAGUCAGAAGCAGCUGUUGUGUCCUCUCAUUGGUGGGUAUGUGGAACGUUAAGAAAAUGAACACAUGGCUUAAAAGCAGAGGCAGGGUGUGUAUUAUAUCAUCUUUAUCCUCUUCAGCCACAGGGGAGCCCCCAAACCUCUCUCCACAGACAGCCAUUAGCAAGUGUCUGCCAAAGAGGAAGUGGCAAUUGACAUAGGACCUUGUCACUUGAUGCAACAGAGGAGGCCGCCAGCCAGCCCACUUGAUGUGCUUCCCUUUUCUUCCCCAUUGAUCAGAAAGGAGAGCCUGUGUCUCACUGUGAAGGCAGCUGCAUUCAGGCUGGGCCUGUGACUCAAUCGAAGCCGGACAGAUCUGGCUGAGUGGCAGGCAUUCCAGUCCGGCUCAGUAAAUAUUUAGCAAGAUAAGCCCCCCACAGCCAGAAGAAGAGUUUGGAUUUGAUAUCCCGCUCUAUCACUACCCGAAGGAGUCUCAAAGCGGCUAAGAUUCUCCUUUCCCUUCCUCCCCCACAACAAACAUCUGUGAGGUGAGUGGGGCUGAGAGACUUCAGAGAAGUGUGACUAGCCCAAGGUCACCCAGCAGCUGCAUGUGGAGGAGCGGAGAUGCAAACCCGGUUCACCAGAUUACGAGUCUACCGCUCUUAACCACUACACCACACUGGCUCCAGCUGCCAUUAGGCAACAGAGCUGCCGCUGCAUCUUUCAGAAGGGAGAAGGGAAGCCACUAGCAACCUCACAUCUGCCUGGCCAAAGGGGACCUCCUGUUGAUGUCUUGUCUGCAUACCCUACAAUCUGGGAAGCUGUGGGUGGGCAGACCUUUGCUGGGGGCCUGGCUAACCUAGAAGGUUUCUGGUGCAGAAAGCUUCACUCGUCACCUCUGUUACUUAUUCAACACCCUCCCCAGGUCUUACAUGAUUGACGUGUUGGGCCUUGGCAAAAGCUGCCCUCCAUGUGGAAACUUCCUGGGUCUUUGCUGUGCGAGUUGCUGGGACUUGCUUGUGGGUUUCUUCCCCCCAUUGGAGCAUCUAAUUAGAUGCUGGGCCUCCUUUGCUUGAACCAGCUGCUGCAGCCAUGCUCUUGCUAUGCCCUUUUGUAUUCUCACUGUGCUGAGUGCAACAUGGAGGUGACAGUGGUCAUAAAUAUGUCUGGUUCCGUACUCUGAGCGCGCACCAGCAACCUUCUCUCUGUUGGGCUGCCCUUUGCCAGGAGAGUUUCUCUUGCAGCUGCCUGAAAAGCCAGGUCCUUGUGGCUUUGCUGCAUUAAACUGGUAAUCAUAUAACCCUCACUGAACUCAGUGGGACUUUCUUUUGAGUAGACCGGUGUUGGGUUGCACUGGUAAUCAUAUGUUGCUGUACACCACACCUGGAGUCAAGCACAUGCCCACUUUUAAGUAUUCUGCAUGGAGUCUUCACAGUGAAGCCCCGUGAAGUCCACAUGGCAUGAGCAUAGUUCCCAUUUCUAUGGUUGGUAGCAGAGAGAGGGAUAUCUCUUGAGUCAUCUUUGCUCAUCUUGUUUAUGCAGAGGAGGAGGAGGAAGAAGAAGGCAAGCUAGACCGGCCUCUGGAAGGAGCAGGCUUGCAGCAGCAAGAAUCCCACCUCUGCCAGCAGAUGAAGAUGGCGACGGUGGCUCCCUCGUCCAAUCUGAUGCCCUGGCAAGUGGAGCUGGAGCCUGUGACCAGCACCAGCGUUGGAGGAGGGCAGGUCUGCGGCCGAGGUAAGGGAUGCCCAAUGAAGCCUUUGGGGAUCUUGGAGAAGGUGGCUUGGAUAGAACAGAGAAGUACAGUAUGAAAAUAUGCAUGGGCCAAGCAGGCAAGAAAGCAUCUCUGAGAACAGAUACCAUUUUGGCAGGUAGGAGGGCAAAUUCCUAGGAGCUCAGUGGCAGAGGAGCAUGUGGAAGCCCUUGGUGGCAUCUCCAGGCAAGGCAGUACUGAGCCAGGUGGACCGGAGGCAGCUUCCCAUGUUACUCAAGUGUAGGGCGAACUUUUGGCAAUCUGUAGUUUUCAGUGAGUUCCUCCCUGGGGUGCCCUCCAUUGCCACAGAGAAGGGUAGGAGGGUGGUGGCUAAAUCUGAAGGUAUUGCCCCAGGCAGGAGACUGGAGUGCUGGCAGGGCAGGCAGCAGUGGUGGCUCUUCUUCAAGCAGGAGCCCCUUCAGGGUAUGGUGAGUAACCCUCUCCUGGGGGGAAGCAGGAAGCUCUUUUUCUUCCCAGUCACUUACAGAGCAAAGAGCCCAGGGCUCAGGCCCAGCCUGUUGCUGGUUCUGCUCUGGUGCAGACGUUCUUUUAUUAUGACAUGCUUGUUCGCUCAAAGACCCUCUUCCGAGCUGACAUUUCCUCCUCUCAGCCUCCAGCUCCAAGGCUCACCUCUGCUCCGAAACGCCACAGCCCUCCGCGGGGAGCAAGGCCGACGCCAGCCGCAUCAAGACCCGCGUGUUUCCCAGCAUGCCCAAGCUCUUCAUCCCCUCGUCCGUCACCAAGUUCCCACCGGAGAUCACCGUCACCCCCCCAACGCCCACCCUCCUCUCCCCCAAGGGCAGCAUUUCGGAAGAAACCAAGCAGAAGCUAAAGGUACUUACCAGGGUUUGGGGCAGGGAGUGUCAUUGGGGCCCCAGUCAUGCUUUGAAUUUGGCAGAGAGAAUUUGUGUGCACAGACUGGGGUGGCGGGGGGGGGGGGAGGCUGUCCAGGCAGCUGCAGACAAGAGUCCUCUGUGCCCUCUUUGCUUCCCCCCCCCCCUUGGGUUCUCAGGUGGGCUUAAGGAACCCAUCUUCUGUUUGUAAAACAUAGGAACAGCCUUCAGGUCAAAGAGGGCCUACUUAGUCCAGCCCCCUGUUCUUCCAGAGGCCAGCCAGCUGCCCCCAAUGAAGCAGGACUUUAGCAAUUCCAACACCCCAAGGAGAGCUGAGUCCUGACUUCUUAACCUUAGAGCAGGGACUCCUUCUGUUCCCCAGCCAAAGCAAGGUCCAUCCUCUGUUUGUGGGAAUAAGGAACAAACUGUCUGGCUGAACAGGCAGGCAGGGUUGGGGGGGAGGUGGCACCUGCGAUACCCUUUUGCAAACUGCCUUGGUGGAAGUACUGGGCGGGGGCAGAAAGACUUCCCUCCCUCCUUCAGCCUGGAGUGUUGCCAUGUUAAUCUAGGAUAACUACCACACCUGGUUAAGAAAUCUCCGCCAUAGUCUCCCUCCCACCCAUCGCUUGUAUUGGAAGCACUGCAGGUUUUCAAGAUGAUUAAAGCAAGCUCAGGUGGAGUGGAGGGAAAUGCUUUGGGAGAUAGUAGAACUUCAGAAUUUUAAUUUUUUUUUAAAAAAAAAAACCUCUUUCCUUUGUCUGGGCCAGUCUGCUAUCCUUUCAGCCCAGUCUGCGGCGAAUGUGAAGAAGGAGACUCUUUGCCAGCCAGCACUGGAGAUUGUAGAAACCUCAAGCCAAGAGUCUUCACUGGAGAGUGACUCUGAUGAAGAGGAUGACUACAUGGAUGUCUGAGGGGUGCUGGGCGGGGGGCUCUGUCCUCCCUUCCCCUCCCCUCCCUCCGGCUUCUCUUUCCAGCAUCACAGCCAGCCAGCCAGCCACCAGCCAUUACCACCUUCAGUGCUGCUGCCUCUGCUGUUGCCUUUAACUUACCGGGCAGCUGAAAGCUCACCACUGUCACCCCCAAGCCAAUCUGCACUUAAAUCCCUCGGCACCUCCUCACUCAUUUCCCCCUCUUUAAAAGGACGGCUUGUACAGGAGGCAGCAGCAGCAUUUGGCUGGCUGGCUGGCUAAGCAGGAGACACUGGACUUGGUCUUGCCUCCUUCGUUACUUUAAGCAAAACCGUGGCUUAUUUUAUCUCGGUGUUGUCUUAAAAGGACCAGGCGGGAGAGACAGCUGGCAACCUCACUAGGACUCUCCCUCUUCGGGGACCGUUGGACGAGCGGCGUAAGCCGAGAGGUCGCAGGGCACCUUUGGUCUUAUCAGGAAACGGAUUUCAGUACCAUUUUGGUAAUGUCUGCUUUUUACAGAACGACACAAAGAAGGGUAUAUGUUUGUUUUUUAAGUAUAUAUAUAUAUAAAUAUAUGUGGAGGGAUUGCUCACAUUUAUAUGGGGAACAUAAAGGAAGCCCAGCAUUUUUUCUACUGAAUGUUAACGUUGUAAUAUAAGGAAUACAAACCCUGCACUUCAGUAGUGGGGCGUGUUGUGCCCACAGCAUGUGUCACAGAGCUUGCCAGGCGGGGUUUCAAUUUCUGGGGGGUGGGGGGAGGUGGGAGAGGACAAGGGUUACAUAAAUGGUGCAGUGCAAAGCUUUGUAAUAAUAAAUAUACAUUUUUUAAAUAAAGUGAGAACACGUUUCUCCCAAGCCUCUUCUCUGCUGUGCCUGGAAUGCUCCUUCACUCUUUCAUCCGCUUUCCUCUCCCUCCUCCCAGGUCUCUAGAAGAGGCAAAGAAAUCUGAAUUUUCAGGGGAGAGCAGCCCCUCGCCUCAGGGCAAGUAGUGGGAGAGAUGAGUUACAGCUGAUGCAAGGGAUUGUGGAGUAGAGAAGGCCUCUUCCCCUUCUUCCCUGAGCAUGCUGAAGUAGGCUGGGUCACCUCAGUCUCUGCUGGGGCCGGAACAUUUUUCAUCCAGCCUCAUGAGCCAAGUGGCAGACUUGGGGCACAAGAGCAGCCUCCUUUCCUCCUCUCCUGUCAGGGCUGUUUGCUUCCCAGCUAGGAAGAUUCUCUGGUUCUGUACACACAGCAAGUUGGUGUUUCUCUACCUCCUCCUCCACCAUUUCCAAUUCCAUUGGCACAUCGUUGUCCACAUCAGGAUGGCUGGAUGUGUCUCCAAGUUGCCUUCUGUCCUACCCAGUGGGCGGAGCAUGGUCGUUUUCAAAUCGGAUAGAUGCUGGUUUUAGGGAAGAUGCACCCAGGUGCAUUAAUUCUCAAGAAACUGGAGAGGAUAGAGGUGGCUUAUGGCUGACGCCAUAUGUAAGCGACUACACAAACAAGUGUUGGGAGUGCAGUGGCUGCAGAGUAAGAGGGACCCAGUUAGUCUGAUUCCACACCAGUAGCAGUAGGGUCAGGCAACUGGUACAUUUUCGGAGGGGGGAAAGGGGUCAUUGAGGCGGCUUCACUUUAAAAGACUGGGUGUGGCCUCAGGGACAAAUGAGUUGAGGACCAUUGGUCAUAGCAGCUUCUUCCCUUAGAUGCCCUUCAAAUGAUUCACGGCUACAGCCUUGUUCUGUGUAGGGAGCACACCAAUCAUGGCAAGAGUUCAGCUCUGUCAGCUCUGAAGAAGCAACAGCUUUAAGCAGUUUUAGGAGAAACCUCCAUCCCUUCCCCUGAAAUAAUUGCAAUCCCCUAAAAUCACAGAUCUAACAAAUAAUUGAGUAUCCCUGCUCCCCUGCCCCAAUUCACAAUGUUGGGAUGGAUUUCAUUUCCCUAGAGUGGCUGGGGAAACUUAUUGAAGAUUCUUAUUUACAAUUGGUUUUGGGAGGCCGAAAUCCUGCUGUGCCUUAGACAAGGCAGGAGAAGAACAGCAAUCUCUGGCCUUAGAAGAGGAUUUUUGGUAUAUUUCCUCUUCGUUUACUGCAUGGAUGUGAAACUGCAGCACAAAAAGUUUAUGAAAUAUUUAUUUCUUUUCCCAAGAGACUUCUGAAUCUUUCCCUCUCCCUUUAUGGCCUCCAAGGAUUAGGGGCUCAGGCCGGACUCUGGAAGUGGUCACUGUUUGAGAAAAGCAAAUGCAUUUCCUUCUACUGUAUUGAGUUUCUAAUUAAUGCAUGUGUUACUUUAAACCACAUGAGGGCACUGUCUGUGUAGCAAUCUAACCAGCACUUGCUUGUAGCUUCUUUUUCCAGGUUAACUCUACCCCUAAAAGCUGGGCCAUUUAUUCUCACCAGACAAGAAGAUGCCUGCUAUUCUCUCUUUUUCAUCUCUACUCUUCCUAUAAAUAGUUCUGCAUGAAUAAAGCCUUUGAACUCCAGAAACUGAUCAUUCCAAUACAGCAUUUACCCAAGCUGUAAAGGCUGCUAACAGUCAUGUACCCAGCCUCACUUAUGUCGUCCUAUGUUCUCUUCAUGUUUUGAAGAAAAGACUGUUGAGCUGCCCUAACCCUCCCUUCCCCCCUUCCUUCCUUCCUUCCUUCCUUCGAGGCCAGAUACCAGGGCUGUCCAGAACUAUGGAGAAGAAUAGAAGAGACAAGCCAUGGAAAAAGAUUUAAAAUAUUUUCUCUUAUCUCCCCACCCCCUCCAGUGCUCUGGGAGCCCCUACAGUGAGUGGAGGGUAGUAAAUUGACCAAUCCAUACUUGAUGCAAUUAACUGUUAAAAUCUCCUGUUUAAGAGAGGAACUAACGAGGCACUUGUGGAACCGAUGAUGCUUUCCCUUGGGCUUUACCCCACUUGUCUGGUCCUGUAGGAAAGUCGGAAGCGGGAGCACCUAGCAGAGUGCACCUUCUUUCAAGUUAGGGAGAAGGCAGUGAUGGGACAGUUUAUGUGGGGAAGUGGUAGGAGGAGAUGAGCAGUGCAGGGGCUGUUAAAAGAUCAGGGCAUAGCCCCCUCAAUCUCCUUCUAGCCCAACACCCUGUUCCCAGUAGAAAGCCCACAAGCAAGACUUGAGUGCAACGGCAGUGCUCCCCAUGCCUUGAAAUUCCCCGGCAGCUGGUAUUCAAAGGCAUCCCACCUCUAAGAAGAACCCAGGGAGGAAGAGCCUGGUUUGCUGGAUCAGACCAAAGGGAGCCCAUCAAGUGCAGGGUCCUGUUUGCUCAAUGACCAACUAGAUGCUCCACAGGUUAGGAGCCUACAAGCCAGGACCUGAGAGCUCUAAAUCAUCCAGUAGCAAAAGGAAAAAGUCUGUCCUUUAGUUUUAUCAGCCAAAUAUGUGUUGGGUCUGCUGCCCUUUGUCUUGGGGGGCAAGCAGUGAACUUUAUUGGUUUUCCGUUUGACUGAACAUUCACAAGAUUCGCCUUCAGCUGAAUAGAAGCCUUGCGAGGUGCUGGCCAUAGGAAUGAAGUUUAUGGUCUGCAAUCCUAAAUCUCACUGAACGCUGAACACACCACUGAUCCCAGGUUCCAUUUGGCCCAAGGCUGCUUGAUGACAGAGGGGAGAGAACAGGUGCAUUGGAGACUGGUGGUCCAAUCCUGUGCAUGUUUGCUCAGGAAAAAAUCCCACUAUGUUCACUGUAGGUAGCAUUAAAGCCUGAGUUACAUGCGAACACAGGAUGUGUAAGCCCAGUAUCAAUUUCCAGCUUCUGAAAAGCCAAGUGUUCUGAAUCACCUCCUGCACCAGCCUUCAUGUUAUUCCUAAUCACUAAGAUCACUAGCUCAGGGGUCAGCAAGGUUUAUCUUGCCUGGAAGGGAUUGUGGUUUUUUGUUGUUGUUGUUGUUUUUAAAUGAUUUUUAUUAAGAUUUCAGUAAAAGAUUAAACAGAAAAACAUAGAAAAGAAGUACACAAAUACACAGUACAUAAUCC